Molecule: messenger RNA, 50596 nt
Organism: Anopheles gambiae (African malaria mosquito)
Lineage: Eukaryota; Metazoa; Arthropoda; Insecta; Diptera; Culicidae
Gene: pros
Product: homeobox protein prospero
Exons: 7
Coding region: 3850-9402 (1850 amino acids)
Biological process (GO): regulation of transcription by RNA polymerase II
Cellular component (GO): nucleus
Molecular function (GO): DNA-binding transcription factor activity, RNA polymerase II-specific; RNA polymerase II cis-regulatory region sequence-specific DNA binding
Source: RefSeq, a predicted model, not a curated record
CGUUUGUUUCAGUAUCAGUAGAAUCGAUCUCGAAAGUGGACGGCAGAAUCAUUUCAGGAAGUGUUCUAAAUUGCUGCAACUAAGCUUACCGCGUGUCACUUUUGCUUAUUUGGUGUCAUUUUAGUCGAAACGCGCAAACUCAUACGAGAUGUAAAGGAAGACAAAUCAAUACUGGUGGUGUUGUGUUCGACGAGGAUCAAUCCACUCACAAUGCUAGAUGAUGAAGUGCGGAGAAAGAUUUCACACUAGAGGCAGAACCAGGAUCUCGAGGAGGCAGCAAUAGCAAAAAAAAAAACAAAAAUACAGCAAACAAACCAAACAGUGUGUGUCACAGCCAUUGUGAAGAGAAAAUCCAUAGCCAAACCCAAACCAAGUGUGUUUAUACAGUGCAAAAGCGAAAAGAGGAAGAAGCAAAGGAAGAAAGCAGUAAAAAAGCGCGCGCAAAAUACAGCAUAAAAGUAGUAGCACCCAUAACAGCGCAGCAGAAAUCGAAACUCAGCUCAAUCUACACUCUCUCAGUACGCGCGGGAGAAGAAGAAGAAAACACAAAAGUGAAGCUUGCAAAUAGCAAACGAAAAUCGCACACAACAUCAACAACUCUUUACAUCACAAAAAAAACACCAUUGCGCGCACAAGGACGAAUUAAGACACGAUCCUUGAAACUGACAACCGAGCGUGCAAAUCAGCAAUAGUUGAAUUGGAUUUUUCCACUCGAAACCAGUGAAUGUGUGUGUGUGUGUAGAUAUGUGCUUGUGUGUGAAUAGUGAGUGAAAUCAACAUCAGCAUCACCACCACCACCAGCCGCGUGUUGUAUCAGUGAACGAAGAAAUUGAAGAAGAAAAUCAAACGAAGCCGUCUGUGUUGCAAAAGAGAAAGAAGAAGAAACAACGCGUGUGUGUGUGUGUGUAGACAUCAUCCUUAACACUCGCACACACUGUUGGAAGAAAUGUUCCGCAACAACAACAUCAACAACAUCAUCAUCAGCGGAACGAAAGCGGCGCUGAUCGUCCCACCGCAGCCCAGCAGCAGCAACAUCAGCAUCGGUGGCGGUUCGGGCGGUCGCGCACACGUCGAGUCAGUGUUGCGACGUUGAAGAAAAUACAAGUUGUUCUUGGUUUUAAAACCCCUAAUAAUCUCAUACGUACGAUUGUCAUACGAUGCAUUUCUGUUCGAACUCUUUCGUUUGCUCGGUGCGCGUUAUUAAACGCACCGAACACUAACUCUCAAUACUAUAAAACGACUAUAUAAACCGUGUGUGUCCAGUGUUCUCGAAAAAAAGAAGAAGAUCAAGCCAGCCAGAAAGCGAAAGGCCUGGCAGGACUCUUGUAAUAAGAAUAUUGUAUAAAAGCUAUAAUAUAAAUAUAAAACUCCAUAUACCAAUAAACUACUACUAGCACGUAGUGUGUAACGAAUGAGGAGGGAAGUGCGUUUUCAAAGUUGGUUAAACUCUCGAUCGAACGCAGUUAGAAAGUCAACGCAUCCUCUUCCCUCCUGGGGUUUCUGCGGUUUUCCCCCAUGGUCAGGAUUAACCCUGUAGUGAGUGGUGGAGCAUGACGGGACACUGAUCAUCCGUGUCGACUAGCAGCUCUGUCUGCCGCUACGUACGCACAAGCCUACUAUGUUCAGUGGAAACCACCCGGGCGCUGCGCUUCAUCUUGCCUUGCAUCGACAGCAACAUGCCGGCGUACCCCACGGUGUGCAGCGAUUGGAAGAGGCAGUGCAAGCGUUCAUGUUGCGUUCAAAGGUUGCGUAUCAACGUGCCCGUGAGUGAAAAAUUAUGUGAAAUUAACUUUACCGCUACGACGAGCGUCAAUAACAAACGUCGCCGCAAGAAGCAGCUGCAGCGUGCGGCAUGUGAUAAUGACGAUUGAUUAGGUUACGCGCGUCCCGAUAACAGUAGUGUCCGCGGGUCCUCCAACGCAACAUCCUGUAUGCCCUUUUGUGCGCGAAUGUGCUGUAUGUGUGUAUGCGUGUGCUCGAACACAAAACCGAGAAGAACUCUGGUGGCAGGAGCACCACACAGUAGUGAACGCAGCAGAAGUGGGGCAUGAUCGAUCGACAUUACGCUGUCUCGGACGAUUUGAGUGUGACCAAGCAGACAGGUGGACGACCGGUCGUCGUAGUUGCUGUUGUCCUUACGGAUGUGAUCCUCACAGCAAAGCAAACCGAAUCAUGUUAUUUCCCCACACGUCACGACACCACCGACUGCUGCACCAGGGGCAGUGCCCGUCGUCGUAGCCGGUGUGCGGGCCCGUUCUCGGGGCCUCCAGUGAGUGGCGUGUGCACUUUUCGUUGUUUGGUGUCUCCCCCCAAAUACACGAGCCUCUUUGGUUUAACGACGAGCGCGGGUAGUAGAGGCGUCAGUGUGUGUUGUUGCGCGCCGCACUACUCGUGGAAUUUUUUACUACUGCAAAAAGGCCAUAAUAAGGUGUCCGCCAGCGGGUGCGAAACGACGCGUCCUGGCAAACCUCCGCAACCACCAGCAGCCACCAGCGUGAUGCAAGUAUUUGCAAUCAAUUAUGGUACGGAAGUGAAAAGCAAACCCUCCCGAACAUCGCUGGGAAUUUUACGAAACUGUGAACUGCUUAUUGUGGGAUAAGCUCAAUAUUAUUAGUAACGCAUCAAAGCGAGAAAUCAACAAAACAGUCUGAGUGUUGAAAAAAUAGGCCGGCUUCGAAAACAUAGAAACGAAAAACGAAACCAAAACACACAACCCCCACACGAGGGUGCUGAUGUAAAGUGUGAAUCUCCAACUUCGAGUUUUUGAAACACACACACAAAACAAAAACAGUUGCUCGAGCUUCUUCGAGACAUAAGUGUGAUAAGUUCUAAUUGUGCGUGAUCGCGCGUGUGUGCGAGCGAGCGUAGAGCAUUAGUAGUAAUCGAUGAGUGUGGGUCGCGAAUUGUGCGGAGCUGUUAGAGUGACAGGAAGCUAGGCAGAAACAGGCGGAGAAAAAAAUGCACCAAUUGAAGCAAACAAUCAGUAGUGUGUGAAUUAUGAAGCUUUUUACACGCUGCGUUUGACGUGCUGAGAACGAGAGAUGAGAACUUAUUUGGAAGCGAGCAACUAGGCUCCGUGUUGGAUGUAGAGGAUGAGCAAACCAUUCCAAUACAUCUUAUAUAAGUGCGUGAACGUUUAGUGAAAGUGCAGUGAAACCACAAAACACUCUAUUGUGUGGCCACAGUGCAACCAUCCCGGUGAGUUACAACAGUGCACGCGAGAAAAGUUUGCUCAAAGAACGAAAUUUGUGCAGCGUGUGUGUGUUUGUGCGUGUGUAAAUGGUCAGAACGUGUGUGUGUGUGGCGUAGGUGUGCUUAAGUGAAGAGUGCACAGUGCAGAGUGUUUUACGAGUGAAUCCAUGCCGGUUCCAAGCGAAACCAGAACAGCUAGUGACUGUGCAGUGCAAGUGAGCGUGAUAAAGUCCUUUUACCACCGAUACUUCCACAAAAUAUUACCGAUAUUCGACACCACACCGAGAACUACCACUGAUGUCAGGUCCAUGCCAUGGAAGGGGAAAGCUAAGGCCGGGUUAAGCGACCGUUCGGAUAUUGGAGGGGGCUGCUCGUGCAGCAGCAGCAGUACGAAAAAGACGACGCUAAGGAAUCGCCGUGCGCAAAACAAAGACCACGCGCUUGCAGCGACCCGAACCGUUGGUAGUGUGCGUGACGACGCCGGCAACCGGGAGGGGAACGGUUCCCCCACCCGCUUGACAGCGGUCUAUUUUGCAGGGGAAGUUAUCUUCGCCGCCUUUGUCGUCGUCUUUGUCGUUGCCACCACCACCACCGCUGCAGCAACCGCCGCCACCACCGCCGUCGUCGUGUUCGUGAACUGCAGCAGGCUCCCUGCUUAUGAUGUCAUCGGAGGAAGACUCUGAUUCUUUCGGUUUGUACGUCGAUAAGUUGCUAAAGAACAACCCUACCAACACAGUGACGAUCAGCAGUAACGGCAGUAACAGCAACAGCAGCAACGGGAGCAGCAGCAGCAGCAGCAGCAACGGCAACGGCAGCGGCAACAAUAGCAAGCGCAGCAGACAGCGCGUAGACGCGGGCGAGCCAAGAAACAGCUACUCCUCGAUACCCAGCUUCAGUUCGCGGCCGUCCUUCAUGAGCAGCGGUCUAUACGGGGCUAUUUUUAGCCAGGCGCAGCAGCAACAUUUCAGCGGACUAUUCGGUCCCGGCGGUUACGGACCGGCGGCCGCCAGCAAGAUGCUCAACGAACUGCUCGGCAGGCAAGUGAAGCAGGCCCAGGACGCGACCGAUCAGGAUACGCUGAGCAUGCUGUCGGCGAUCGAGGCUGCCGCGGCCAGCAUCAGCAGCAGUGUGGCCGGCAGCAUCGGCAACAACGGCGACUGCGGGCUUACCGCCCAGGACAACAGUAGUGGUGUGGUGAACGGUCCCAGUGGUGCGGUCAAUCCCGCCAAGCUCGGGUUCGAAAGUGUGACGAAUCUGAACAACAACAAUACCAACACGAACAAUAACAAUACGAGCGCGUGCAACAAUUCUGGCGCCGGUGAUAAUAGCGGCAGUGCGAAGGCUGCCAAGAGCGGCAAGAGUGGUAGUGGUGGUAGUGGUGUAACUGUGCCGGUGUCGGAUGUGACGAUGGGCUCGAACCGGCGUAGUAGCAGCUCGAGCAGUACGAGCAGCAACAGCAGUACCAGCAGCAGCAGCACUAGCAGCAGCAGCAACAGUAGUAACAGCAGCAAUCACAAUAAUGCUGUUGCGAACACUAAUGGUGAAAACAACGGAGGUGGUGGUGGCGGUACGAUCGGUGACAGUGGUGCGCCCAAGUCAUCGAGCAGUAGGAACGCAACUACCAGCAGUAGCAACAACAACAACAACAACAGUGGGGCGGACGGUUCUUGCAGUAAUGGCCUCGGUGGUGUUAUAGACCUUGACGGUGACUCUACAACACCACCCGCCACGAGCGAGCUGGCCCACCACAUGUUGCGCAACAUCCUGCAGGGCAAGAAGGACCUGAUGGCUCUCGAUCACGAGCUGCGCGCGACGAUCCAGAGCAACCAGAGUGGCCAGCAUGCCGCCGGCGGUCGGAUAUCGCCCGACAACAACAAUGUGAUCGGUAGCAAGAACAACAACCACAGCAGCAGCAGCGGCGGCGGCGCCAACACGAUCUUCGACAUGGGUAAGCUCAGUGAGAACAGCCUCGGCGCGAUCGUGAAUGGCGGCGAGCUGAGUGAUUCGAGUGAUGUGGGCGCGUGCACACCCAAGGCCAAGAGCCGGGGCAAUAAUCAAAAUGCGAAAGCGAGCCACGGUGCAGCUAGUGAUAGUGCGAAAUGUGAUGAUUUGCUGGGCGGGUCGGCGGACGCGUGCCGCCUGUCGAACGGCAGUGGUGCGGUGGCGGUGGAAACGAUCAACCCGAAGCAGGAGAAGAGCGACGUAAUCGACGAGCUGGUGGCGUCCCUGCCGGAGGACGACGAGGUGGACGAAACCGUACCGUCGCCGGCGUCCUCGACCGGGGCCGGCAGUAACGGGGGGCUCAUUGCGAAGCAGGAGCUGAUGGACCUGGACGACUGCUGCCUGGACGAUAAGGAGCGGGACGAGCGGACGCCCACGCCCGGCAGCGGCGUCGUGCCCACGAGCCGGGCCGAACCGGAAGCGCUCAACAUGAAGCGGGCCCGGGUGGAAAACAUCGUGUCGUCGAUGCGCGCCAGUCCGGCCAUUCUGUCCCAGCCGCCGGUGAACGGAUGCAAGAAGCGCAAGCUGUACCACCCCCAGCAGCACGACAACAGUGCGGCGGAGCGGUACGCGGCGGCGGCAGCGGCCGGCCUGAACCUAGGCCUAACGCUGCAGAACUUCAUGCUGAGCAGCAGCGCGGCGGCAGCGGCGGCGGCUGCGGCGGCGACCAACACGGCCGCCACGACGACGCCCGUCACCGAACCGGCCACGACCGACGACGACGAGGACCUGGUCGAGACGGUCACGACGCCCCACAUCCACCAGAAGCGGGUGGAGAAGGACGUACUUAAGUCGCAGCUGCGCUCGAUGCAGGAGCAGCUGGCGGAGAUGCAGCAGAAGUAUGUGCAAUUGUGCUCGCGCAUGGAGCAGCAGUCCGACACGACGCAGGAGGUCGUGGACGACAGCUCGUCGAGCGACAUCAUGGAGGAUGACGCGAGCGCGCCCGACCUGUCGCCCGAAAAGCCCCACCACCACCACCACCACCAUCUGUCCGCGUCCAGCACGCAGAUGAAGGAGGUGGCGGCGGCCGGACCGAAGGGCCAGUCGAACGCGGCAGCCGCGGCGGCGGCAGCGGCAGCAGCCGCCGAUGCGUCUAGCAUGCUGCAGAUGAUGAGCAAGAUGAUGUCGGCCAAGCUGCACAACUCGCUGCCCAAUGCGGCCCACUCGCUGCAGGCGGGCGGCUUCAACGGGGCGCACCCGUUCCUGCAACACAUGCAGCAGGCGGCGGCCGCGGCCGCUUCGAUGCCGCACGAGCCGAUCGGGCAGCAGCCACCAGCGCCACCGGCCGUGGCGCCCCAGCACAGCCAGCAGAUCAGCAAUGCGGCGGCGAUGUACCAGAAGCUGUUUUUCGAGCAGGAAGCGAGGCUAGUGAAGGCGGAACAAGCGGAACGGAGCCUGCAGGCUUCGAACCAGCAGCUUCUGCAACAGCAGCAGCAGCAACAACAGCAAUCGCAGCAGCAGCAGCAGGCAAUCAUGCCACAGCAGCCCCAACAGCAGCAGCAGCAACAUCAGCCCGAUCGGAACGCCAGCAAUAACUCGUCACAGGUAAUGCAAUCGCAGGUAACUAUGCAGCACCAGCCGCAACCUCAAGCACAAAAUCAAACUUCCCAGGCACUGUUACAAUCGCCUGUUCAACAUCCGCAGAGUCAACACCCGCAGCAGCAGCAGCAGCAACAUUCGCCGACGCAUCCGCAGCCGUCCCAGCAGUCCUGUGGGCUGGUGCAACCCGUGCCGGCAAACGUAACGCUACCGCCGCUCCCGCCGAGUCAGCAGCAGCAACAGCACCAACCUCAGCCGCAUCCGGCCGUCGUGCAGCCGCCACAGCAACAGCUGUCGCCGACGCACGUCCCGAUGCACGCGAUGCCCCAGACCAACCAUGCAGCGGCGAUCGGUGGCCACAACAUGCCGGCGAUACCGAAGGGAUCGUCCAUUCCGUCCGACUUGACGAACCGGCUGAACAUGAUGCGCUCGAGCGCCAGCUCGGUCGGUCCCAUGUCCGGCACGGAUCUCGAGGGACUGGCGGACGUGCUCAAGACGGAGAUCACGGCGUCGCUGUCCAACCUGGUCGACUCGAUCGUGACGCGGUUCGUGCACCAGCGCCGAUUUCUCGGCAAGCAGUCGGAGGCGGCAGCCGCGGCGGCAGAACAGCUGAACAAGGAUCUGCUGAUGGCGUCGCAGCUGCUGGACCGCAAGUCGCCCCGCACCAAGAUCAGUCAGUCAGACCGGAGCAGCAUCGGUGGCAGUCAAUCAGGUAACGCACCUAUGCUAAGUACACCUAGUCUUAACAACGCGUCCCAGCCCGUCCCGAUGGGUCCGGGCGGUAUGUCCGUAGGAACGCCCGCGGGCAAUGGUAACUGCAUCCAGCAGCAGCCAACGUUGGCAAACAACGUGACGGGCUGUGGUGGAGCGCGGCUCAACGGGAGCUCGUUUCCCCCGAUGCCGGGCAUAAACGCGAUGCACGUCCCGACUGCGGGACCGGGAGCUGAUCCCAAGGGUGGCCAGCAGCAGCAACAGCAGCAGCAGCAGCAACAACCGCAACAGCAGCAACAGCUCAGUAUGAACUCGAUCGGCAUGCCUCCUCAUGUACGUCCUUCUCCUUCUACAGCCAUGUUCCAAGCGUCGAAAACGCCCCAGAACAUCAACUCGGUUGCGGCCGCCGCGCUCUACAACUCGAUGAACCAGGCCCUCGGAGGGACGCCCAGUCAGGUGAAUCCGUUCUGCCUGCCGCCGCCGGAACCGCGCGAGCACAAUCCCGAGCAGAACGAGGCCCUCAGCCUGGUGGUGACGCCGAAAAAGAAGCGGCACAAGGUGACCGACACCCGCAUUACGCCGCGAACAGUGAGUAGAAUUCUAGCACAGGAUGGCAUUAUUCCGUCCUCGAAUCAGGUGCAGGUUGACUCACAGCAAUCUCAACAACCGCAGCAGCAGCAGCAGCCAUCGCAGCAGCAAUCGCAGCAGCAAACGCAGCAGCAGCUUCCGAUGGGUGGAGCGACCAACUGCCAUGGGAGCAGUCUGGGGAAUGGCAGCAACAACAGUAAUAGCAGCAGCAACAACAACAACAACAACAGCUGCAACAAAAACAAUAACGCACUGAGCGGGCAGCAACAGCCUCAGUCGCAGGCAUCAACGCAGCAGCAGCAGCCAACCCCAGGCCAGCAGCAGCAACCACAAUCGCAGCCGCCCGCCCAGUUUAGCAGCCAGUCGACCGGUGGCACAGUCCAGCCGACCGGGCCGACCACCCCGACGGAGUGCAAGGCGGAGCGGGCCGGGUUCCACGGUUCCGCCUCGUCGAUGCUGCCCGUCUCACUGCCUACCUCGGUUGCGAUUCCGAACCCAUCGCUGCACGAGUCGCAAGUCUUUUCGCCCUACAGCCCCUUCUUCAAUCCGCACGGUCCGCACGGUGGCCCGCACGGGCCUCAGCCGUCCCAGUUUCACCACAUGAAGGUGUCGUCCAGCCCGCCCGGCAUCAACGGCAUGCUGGACCCGCGCGAUUCCCCUCCCCUGCCCCACCCGCCGACGAUGCUGCAUCCGGCCCUGCUGGCGGCCCACCACGGCAGCUCGCCGGACUACGGACAUAUCAGAGCAUCGAUGGAUGUCAACGAUCGCAACUCGGACUGUACCUCCGCCGACAUCGCCUACAACGGGAUGGAGCCUACUAUAUCCUUUUCAAACCAAUCAUUGUUGCUUGAAGCUUCCAUUGCAGCUAAUCAAUCCUUAACUCCGGUGAACUCGUCAACCCUGACUCCGAUGCACCUGCGCAAGGCGAAGCUGAUGUUCUUCUGGGUGCGGUACCCAAGCUCCGCCGUGCUGAAGAUGUACUUCCCGGACAUCAAGUUCAACAAGAACAACACCGCCCAGCUGGUCAAGUGGUUCUCCAACUUCAGGGAAUUCUACUACAUUCAGAUGGAGAAGUACGCCAGACAGGCGGUAAGCGAGGGCAUGAAGAACGCAGACGACAUCCACGUAAGCAAUGACAGCGAGAUUUACCGCGUGCUCAACCUACACUACAAUCGGAACAAUCACAUAGAGGUGCCCCAAAAUUUCCGAUACGUCGUUGAGCAGACGUUGCGUGAAUUCUUCCGCGCGAUUCAAGGCGGCAAGGACACCGAGCAGUCGUGGAAAAAAUCAAUUUACAAAAUCAUCUCCCGAAUGGAUGAUCCUGUGCCGGAGUAUUUCAAAUCUCCGAACUUCCUCGAGCAGCUGGAGUAAGUUAAGCGGGCGGGGUCCCGUUACUAAUACACAAAGCUCUCUCUCUAUCUACUACUACCUGGACAAACUAGGCGGGAAAUAAACGAACAAACAUGAAAGCUGGUGAAGAGAGAAAGCGGGAGAGCUAGAGCGUGUCAACCACAACAAGAGAAAACAAAACAAAAGUAAUACCAAAAAAACAAAAGAAGAGGGAAACGCGUGCAGCCGUAAAACAAGGCUCGUUACACUGAAUCAAUAAUAGGAAAAAAGGGACAAACACAAAAAGGUAACAAAAGAGUAAGUAAUAUAUGAUACACGGACUGUGUAUGAAAAACAAAACACAAAACGAAAAACAGAGAGUAAUUUUAUUAUUAAAAUUAAAGUAAAUUAUACAAAAUUGUUAUCUUAAAACAAAUUUAUGAAAUAUGGGGUACGGAAACAAAGAAAUAAGUAAGACGUAAACUAAAAAAAGGAGCAAAGAGAGGAGGGAAAGAGAAAACAAAACGAGUGAGCAAAAGAAGAGAAACACGGUAAAGAGACUAUAUUAUUUAAAACAAAGAAGUAAAAAACAAAUCUAGGCGAAGGCAAGGCGCAGUAAACGAAGGCUGAACAAGAGAAAACUACAAUGCAAAAAUAUCUAGCAAAAAACGGUAAAACAAAAAGACAGAAACAUAUAAGAAGACAACAUUUGUGGUUCCUAUAAUGUAGUGCGCUUUUCCCACAGUGAAAGAGCAUCUGCAGACAUUCAAAACACACAAACACACACUAGCAAUCACACAUGUACACAAACACACGCUCCUACAAGAACUGUGUGCCACAUUUGUGCACAAGCACAAGCGUGUACGAGUGUUGUGUGCGCGUGUGUUUGCUCGUGCGCGUGCAACAAAGAAUCCGCGGGAAAGGCCUUCAAAUUUAUCCACUCUCCGUAUGUAGCAGCACCAGAAACAAAACAAACAAAUUAGCAAACAAACAAAAAAACAGAAAUGCUUUGAAGACGGCCAGAAUAUAUACAAUGCUACCUUACAUGUGAGGUAUUUUUUCGCGAAUCAUUAUUCGGGCGUUCAAAAGCACUUCCUAAUGCAUUUAGAUGAAAACAAAAGUUGAAAACAAAAAGCAAGACACCUACACGGCAAACCUCAAAAUUUACCAAUUUUUAGUAUAUUUAAGGAAAAGUAAAAAACAAAGAACAAACAAAGCAAACCAAAAACUGAAAGCACACAAAUUCUCAAGUGCUGCCCGAAAAAAUCGCCAACAACGGCUCUCGAAAAGAUAAAAACAAAGAGCAUGAAAUGAGAAAUGGAGUGAAGAUACUGUUUUAGGAGAAAAAAACCUGGACUUGAAGCUGCAAAGCGGAAGCGGAAACCCCGUUCCGGAAGAGAAAAAAAACAACAAUUGACGAAUCAAUGCGGCGUUUCUGAUCAUGACAACACAAGAGAGAUGUAAACUGUAUUGCGUAUCGAUCGAAUCGGCGGUAUCUAAUUUACAAUCGGCGUCUUACAUUAGAUGUACAGUUUUCGGGUUGGGCUGUGUUUUAGAGCCUGCCAGCCAGCCAGAGCCAGCCUUCUCUUUUUAUGCUUCACCCAUCCAAAUGACGUAGCGUCAGUCGUCGUGGGCAGUAUGAAAACCAAAGUCGUGGGAGCUAUAAUUGUGGGAUGUACCGCGAGCCGGUACGAAGGUUUUUGCGGUUCUUCAGUUCUGUAUAGCUAGUUAUUAAUCUAUAUGUUCUAUGCACUAGGUUUAGGGACUGAUAUCGUUUAGAAAGCUGUGUGAGCAAAACGUUGUGUACAAAUACAAAAUCUAGUAGAAGCCGCCGGUGUGUUAGGCGAAUUAACUCUACUACACAGUGCAGAUCGCGAACUCCAAGAUUAGUCCUUGGGCAGGAUCACUCGAAGCAACGGUAUCGGACGACCCAGAGGCGUUGAACACUUCCUGUUGUUUCUCGGCAGUUGUAAAUAUGUUUAUUUAUUAUUAUGAUUAUUAUGAUUAUUAUUAUGAUUAUUAUUAUUAUUUUUCCGCUCUUGCGCUCAGGCGGCAGCAGGAGGCGCUCUAGCGUUGAAAAUAAAUUAUGUUUAUUGAGACCAAAUUCUAACUAUUAAACAAAAUUAUCAAAAUUCCAAAUUAAUAUCAAAGUUCAGACAGUGAUCGUGUUCCUGGCCCGCCAGCCACGCGCUCUCCUGUCGGCUGUUUUGAUCGUAUAUUUAGGUAGCGAAAGUGUUUUUUGUUGUGUAUUGCUAUCAUUUCCAAACGGUGUUUCCAAACCCCCCGCGGAAGAGUAUGGCUCACGUAAGAAAAUGUUUGAAUAUUUUUAGGCUAAACUACUCACACCGUCUGUUUGCGGUACGGCGCCAUCGGCUACAAGCAGGACGAGGAACGGGCAUAUAGGAAUGAUAUUUUUUGUCCUCCUUGGCUCAGCGUCUUUUCGUGUCGGUAUAUCCGUUGUACGAGCCGCUACCGCAAACGCGGGUGAUCGAAAUUUAUAAGCAAAAUUUGUUACUUCUGGUAAGCGCGGAUGGAGAGAGAGAAAAAAACGAAUGAUGGGGUCGAGAAAGCGUAAGUUUUGUUUAUUGUUUUGGCGUUAUUUCGGCACUUUAGGCAAAAAAAAAGAAACUCAAAUCUACGGUUAGAAAGAAAGGGCAAAAUGCGUAAAAGGUAUCUGUGUUUGAGGAGGGAGUAAAUUGAAUGCGUCCUGAUCCGGUUUGCUUCGAGUAGAUACAAAGCUAAGGUUCGCAUGAUCUCGCAUGAACACCAUGCGGGGCGUUUGGGGAACAGAUCGGGUAAGGUACACUCACAGUUUGGAGGAGAUUGUGUAUACGUGAUGGAUGGUAAUUUGGAAGCAAAAUUCGUUUCGAUCAUGUAACGGGUGGUUAUUCUUUCGAACACAAAUUCGGAAAGUUUCGCUGCGAAUCGGUACGGUGAACAGCGCACGCUGUGUGCAAGUAUUUCUUUAAAUUAUUAUUUAGCCUCUUUUUGUGGUGUUGAGUGAUCUUUCUGCGUACACGAACAUCUUAAAUUGCGCGUGAGCAGGCGUGUCGUGUUCGUGUGCUCAAUGAAGAUUGGCGGUGAGAAUUUGGCGUCGUCUGCGGAGGUACCACAAAUAUAUAUUAGACCAAUAACAUUCAACAAACAAAAUCAUUGCAAUAGAUUCCUAUCCUGCUACGCACGCGUAGAAAGGGUCCAAAAACCUUUCAGCCGAUCCAGUUCAUUGUAGCAUCAACGCGAUAUCGCUUGCCUGCGCAACCAAAAGUGUAACCGCCGUGGAAAGCGGCUCAUGAGAUCUUUUACCAAAUCUACAAUGUUGGUGACCAAACCAAAGCAAUUCUAUAGCGUGCAUUAGGGUAUGCUUUCUAGUAUUUAGGCGCAAUAUUGAAGCAAAAUCGAUCGUGUAUUAAAAAAAACCACACAUAAACCAUCAUCUAAAGUAAAUGAUGCAAAACUGAUCAGAUGUACUAUUUAAGUUAACCCUGAACCAAAAGCUACAAACAAUUGCAACUUAUCUCCGCAAUAAGUUUCCUCCUAGUCGUUUUAAUCCAUCGAUAGAUGUUGCCUAAUCAACGGCACCCGCCCGAACCAACCACAAACCUUGCUGACUGGUUUAAAUUUCAACACACAACAUUGCAUCGCAUUUACAUGCUUUGUACGUUGUAAAAGUUGUUUAAAAGGAAAAAAGCAGAGAAAGAGAGAGCGACAGAGCGAUACAUUUGGUGAAUCAGGCAAGGAGGCAAUGAGUUAGCUUAAGAGAUAUAUUUUUCGUCCUUAUCAAAUAUUACCGUUUUGAAUGAACAACCAUUACUAACUAUAAUUGGCUUUAUAUGAAGAAAAAGCGCUUCUUCCAAGCCCUGGUUGCGGUGAGCCGGGAAGGGUGCGGUAGUGCCAACGCUAUCGAUGGUGCUACCCUGAACCUUAACCGUCACCCAUCCUUCAGGUUUGUAAGAAGUGCGUGAAUGUACAAAAAAAAAACAAAAUCAUAAUAAAGAAAACUAUUAUUACUAUUUCCAAAUCUAUUAAAUUAACUUGUGCUCAAAAUUCGUAUUUACUAACUAAAAUUGUGUAUUCUUUUGUGAUCGGUUUGGUGCGUUUUAUUUAUUAUUUUGUUCCGAAAUCGAAUUGGACUACUAGGUGUGCAACAAUUGAUCUGCAUGUGUGUUACGUUCUGUUAAAUUUUACAGUUGUUGUCUUAUUGUUUUAUUUUCUUUUUUCUGAAGUGACUCUAAAUCAAAAUUCCAAAUCGAACGCGACCGGACGAGCGGCUCUAGUGAAAGAUCCUAUUACUAUAUCAUGCCUUCCAAAAUUACACAAAAAAACGACGAAAGUAACUGAAAUUGUGAUAUUAAAAAAAUUGAAAAUCACACAAACUCCUCGCUCUGGUUUUUUUGGGCAGUGAGGGCGAUGGCAUCAAGAGAUAUAUUGGGAAAGCGGAACAGUUUUUGCGAGCUGUGGCACCCAUUUCUUCAGCCCGUCCUGCCCAUCCCAUCCGUGAGAAGAGAGCCUGUGGAUGAUUCCGUGCAGCCAGCGAACUGCUGUAGCUGCUCUAGUUUAGGGAUUAAUUGUUAAAACCAAGAAGUAAAUCAAAUUAACCUUUCGGCAUACUCGAGACAAACACGCGUCUUUUCGGCAUUUCUUUAGGCAUAUGAUAUAAGCAAAAGGGAUAGUGUAGAAGGGGAUACAGACAACACAAAUUACACACAUCUUUCGGCAAAAACAUUUGGGCAUGUAAAGCAAGAGGGAAACGCGAGAGAAAGAGAGUACUCUUUGUUAAUAAGCAUAUUUGUUUGUUUUUACAGUUUUACUAAAAAAACUGCGGUAAUGCUUGUACGUUUUGUUUGAAUUUUUUUAGAAAGAUAGAAAUUAGUUGUGGGGCAGUUACCGCAAGACGACUCUGGCUCCGAUCUGGGUCCUGUUGUGUAGCGACAGCACAGAUACAAGUCAACAUGGCAACUUGGAAUAUGGCAAUGUGGCACCAUCUCCUGAACCCGGUGGCACAGCGCUUCGCUCAUGCCCGGCGUGGUCAGCUCGCAAGUGGCAAAGCAAGCAAGCAUUUAAAUAGUAACAGUAAUUAAUGGAUAGUCACAGUGCGUACACACUUAGUUUGUAAGUAAAGAUUUCACACAGCUCAAACGCAUUAACAGUAAUAGCAGAAAUAAUAAGGCCGGCAGCAUAACUAAAUGGUAGAGUUACAACCCCCAACACACACACACACAAAUAGAUAUGUAUGUAUUACCGUGCAUGUGUUUUACAUUACUUAACACCCUGCCGUGUGAGUGUGGUAUGUGUGGUGUGUGUACACAAUGCAGCAGCGCAGUACAAUUUAAUCAAUUCCAUAUUAAUCGGUGUGAGUUACAGUGCAGUAUCCGCAAAGAUAGUAAACCCACAAACACAAUAGCCAGAUAACUCAAUCGCAUUUUUCAAUUCCCCUUACUUCAACCAAGCAAACAACAGCAUACAGAACAACUGCAACUAAAUAACCCAAAUCACCGCCCGGUAUGAGCGAAGGGAAGGGAGCUGCUCUGGAUUCGAGCAGGUCUACCUUUUUUUUACAGUUUGGUCGCUGUGCCGCGGGCAAGGUUCUGAACAAGCGCUCUACUGUGUGUAUGGGUGUGGGAAGUUUGCCAACUCGGACAAGCUUCCACCUUCCAGGGAUAAGCACCGAACGGGCCGAAUGUCCGGGACUCUGGGUUGCUGAGGGCAUAAAGCUGUGUGCCCUCAUCUCCAGGAACUUAACAAGUUUACUGUACAAAAGCACAACACACCAGGCCUAAGCGUGCGUGUUGUGAUCUAGUUGUUGCGAGGCAUCUUCAGACCAAGUCACCAACUUUCUGCCACUCCCGGUAGGCUGCUAGUCUCCCGCAGAAUGCUGUCAUGUCAUGUAUGCGCCGGCGGUUGCGUUCGGUUGGAACGACCAUUACAUUGGGCUGCUCUGGAGCAUACCAAUGCGGACGUGCAUGCCGGCACCAGGCAUCUGCCCGGUCCGGACACACGGGGAGGUCUGUUUGGAGUCAGUGAUUUUGCGCGAUUUUCAUCACGGGCCUCAUACAGACUUGCUCCGCUCCCAAGCUCCGUCGCGGCAUCAGACGCGUUUUCUGCGCAGUACAUCGCCAUGAGCAUGCAAACACCACGCAUGCGUCUUGGGGUCGGUAUGCGCGUGUGAUUCGCUCGCUUCGAUCGAAUAUUCCCCCGGUGGUGGAGAUGAAAACUUCAUCCAGCAACAUGGUGUGACGCCCAAUGCGCAACAUGCAGGCUUGCAUCUCGACCGUUGGGGCAAACGUGUGCGCCCGUUUCCUUUCUGUUGAGUAUGCAAGGCCCACUACCAAUUUGCCAAAUACACACAUACACACAGGGAUGUGGAAGGCCAAAGGGUGCUAUUUGUGCUUUUACCAACCGUUCGCUGGAUCGCUUGGAUACACACAAAGCACACAUACACAUACAUAAACAACCCGGAGCUGCUAACACUACUAAUCUGAUCUGACAGCGUGGUAGAAUUAUUCAGGAAAUGUGUAUUAGCUAGACGAAGAAAACAUGUUGUACCUGUAUUCUUUUGUACGAUCAUCGGAUUCGGAGCCAACGAAGUUGUUAGGCGGACCAGAAGUCUAUUGCGGGGACGAACUGCUACACAUUGUACAUAGUUUGCCAUUUGUCGGCUCUUUAUUGCAUUUAAUGUCCCGUCGUUCUAUUUAUGCAAAUUGUGGAGAUUUUUUCUUGAUUGUGCGAAUAAUUUGAGCAACUCAAAGCUUGUCACGACAGCUCCAAAGUAAUUUGAAUAUGAAUUUUGGAUGUAUUGGUGUCACGAUUUGGAAGGAAAACAAAAAUUAUCGCAGUCAGCGCGGCUUGUGUGUUUCUUCAAAUGUCUCGUCGGUUGCGUAUAAAUAAGAUAGACAUGUAAGGACCGUUUUCUUCGGGGUAAGUUAUCCUGGUCGAUUACAUGAUAAGUUGUGUGGUGUAUUUUGUUCUACUAGCAGUGCUUAUUCAGCUCACCUAAUUUAAGGCAAUUUUCAAACAUUUUGAUCCUCCAAAAGCAGAGAUCUCCAUCUUAGUGUUAAUAACAUAUCAUUUCUAAACCGAAAUGAAUGCAUUUAGACCAAUGCAAUCAUUUUAUUUUAACGCAAAAUCAUUCAUUAAAUUACCUCUUCAUGACCACCCGUAAGUUAAAACCAAAUUGAACUCAAACAAAUUAAACCCAUCUCAUACGCGUCAGCUCAACCGCAAGCAAUGGUCCUCCAAACGUACAGCGAAUAGUAAUUGUAGAAGAAGCAGUAUCAUUUAGAUCCUGUAAGGUUUUUUUUGUCUCUCAACGCAUGACGGACAAUGUCUACCUAAUGAUUGAAAACAAAAAAAAUUGCAAUAGAAUGGUGAACAAUCUUUCGUUUACAGUUUUUUUUUGUUCUGUGUCUUUAAUAACAUACACUUGUCGAGAGUUAUUCAAUCAAUAGUUUCUCUAUUUAUCUUUAUUAAAUGACAUCUUUUAUUCAAAUGCUCAAACAUUGUCUUCAACGUUGCAGAAUGACGUAAAGUUUUGUCCCACUAUUUUUGCCUCGUUACGUGUAAGAUUUUGAUAAAAAUUAACUAUCCAAAUUCUUAAAAAAUAUUACAAAAACAAUCAAUGCAAUACAGUUUACAGUCGAAUGCAGUCAGAAACAGAACCACACUCGUUCGCAAAAGUGUGCACUCGCACACAGCACUAUGUUACUUCGCAAUAACUACAUGCACACCACCUAAAGGGGAAAGGGAGGAAACCGAAUAAGAGGGAAACACCGAAGCUAACAAAAACCUGUUGGGCAAACAUUUAUUUCUGGCCAAUAUAUUUGUUUUAUAACAUGUUUGGCGUCUUUUUGACAGUGUUACGGUAGGCAGUGCGAACCAAAGGAGUGGAGUCUUGAGAGGAGAAAAUGACAUUUUUGGAACAACUUCAUGUUUCGGCACAUAUAUUCAGAGGAAUGGGAAACGCACGAAAAAAAAUAACACGAACACGGGUGCGUUCGACGGUUGACAUAGCAUAAGAUCUUGAAUAGCUAAACAAUACAAUAAUACUGAAUACAACAAUACUGCAACUCAAGCAACAACAUCAUCAACAGCAACAACUAAUAAUACAGCAACACAACAACAAUAGAAUGAGAGCACUUGUAUUAAUCACGUAACGAGACAAGCUCCUCUCGACAGGAUAGUAGGCCAGGACUACUAAGAACACAAAGUAAAUUGAUCCACUUUGACACCGCACAGAAUCAAACUCUGAUACAACAAACCUGAUACUGAAAUAGACUAGCCAUACUUAGGUACGAACUAAACCUGCAAAUGGGGUAUAUAAGCGAUUGCAAACCAACUCAGGGAAUAGUUUUACAAACCAUUCGAUAGUUUCCAUAUACUGCGCUUGUAAAGAUAUGGCGAGAGAACAUUAUAGAGGGACAGAAGAGAAGGAGAGGCAAAGAAGAAAAUAUAGCUCUCUGUUUUAUUUGACUGAGUUACAGUGCCGUGAAGCGGAUACUAUUUGUACGCAACCAAAUACAAAUAGUUCCGACCCCAGCUCGGCAACCGGAUCCGGUUCCCCGUGGCUGUCGGUCGGUCAAUGUGUGUAUGUGUGUGUGAGGUGUGACAACACAGUCAAUAUACAGGAUAUAUAAUCAAUUAACCGUAAUUUACAUUUAACUGCAAAUAAUAAGAUUCAAUGAAUGUUGUAUAAAGCCGCUUGACCAUGAGAACGAUACCGGAACCUGAUAUACUCCCCCAAUAUUGCCAAUUCUUUGUAAAAAAAAACAAACACUGUCACAAACAUACACACCGAACAAAGCAAAUCUGCAAACCUAACCGUAGACUAUAAACAGGCGCUGUGAUACUAGAAAACGAACAUAACGUGGGUAAUAUUUCAUGAAACUCUCACAACUCGCAAACCAAGUACACUUUCGUUCCGUGGCGGAUCUGGUGGAAUUGGAGUUGGGAAUGAAUGCAUCAUCAUCCCCAUCACAAUCCACCGUCCUCACAUUAUUGUUUAUCAAGAUGAAGAACGCCAAGAAAGAGGAGACCGGUUAUAAGGAAACAUCCCAGCCCAGCAUUUCCCUUAGUCAGCUGAUCAGCUUCGGCUCAAGGUCAGAAAUAACACCUCGGUGGGCUCGUCAAGCUCGCAACGGGGGUCCACCCUGCUGCACACCCGCCAGGUAAGCUGGAAAUGCUGGCCCUGUAAUGCUUUUAUUUUUCGUUUAACGAAGUGAAAAACAUGAAUUGAAAAUCCAACAACACAACAAUAGCAAAAUGGAUACAGAUAAAUGAAGCGUAAAUGCUGAACAGCUGAACAGCUAUCAAAACCGAAAACAAAACCAAACCAAAUAGAAAACAAAAACACAUCAACGCAAGAUAUGUUGCGUGUUUGAAGAAUUCGAUAUCGAUUGGCUACUGCAACCACCGACUCCGACGGUUGGUGGAAACCAAAACAAAAGCAAAACCAAAAACCAACAUACCAAUUAACAUACUAACUGGACAAAACUUCGUGAACAAACUUUUCAAGCGAUUAAAUAUAUUAAACAUUAGAGCAACGAUGGUUGAACCUAUCAAAGCACGUUGGAAUCGAACGGAUGCCCAUUCUAAAAUUCCUGAUGUUCUUAUAUUAGGCGGGGAAAAAGGAUCCCCAUCAAACAUUUAUAUUUGUGCUUCCCGUUUGGAAGGAUUUUUUACAAGCAAAAAAGUCUUUUAAGUUGAUUAAUCAUCGUUUGGCAGUCAAAAGACAAAAAAAUAACACUAUUUUCCCUAAUGGCAGACCCAAUAUGAUCUUUUAAAAUUGAAGCAAAGCUACGUUACUUGCUAAUAAUAUCCUUUUUAAAAACAGACAGUAUAAAUUAUGAACUGAUGAACAACAAAGAACGAGGAACGAAAUAAAUCUGUAUAAAUGUAGCAAAAUGUGCGGCUAACUGUCCUACAUUGCCAAAGGAGCUUUCAAGUAAAAGAAACUGAAAAAAUCAACUCAAAAUUUGCACUCUAAGUUUUCCACUGCAUUGAAACCCUAGAAUUUCUCAGUUCUGUUCAUCUUAUUUCAUUGCCUGUGGCAAUGCUUUUGAUUUUAAGAUUGCACUAAAAGCAUUAUUCCUCAAAACUCCCGAAACAAGACGAUAAAGUCGUCAUACCUUUCCAUUUGAAAAAAAGGCCAACCAAACGAAAGCAACACUUUUGAGCCCCCAUCCCCUCCUCCAUUUGUACAACCCUAUAAUUACGAGUCAACGGAACACUGCUGUUUGAUUACAUAUUGAAAUCAUACAAAUUAAUCAUUUAAAUUUGUAAUAAACUCGAAAAACCAAUUUUCACACGCCUCGCCAAUGGUUGACGCGAACGAUGGUGAACCGUCACAACGUGCACACAGCGACCGAACGAUCGGAUUUGUCCCCCUUUCCCAGGCAAGCAGCACAGUAAUACCCGUCUCUAACCCACCGAUUGUCCGAGAAUGCUCCUCCAGCACUCUCACCGACAAUAAAGCUGGGAGAGCAUUGCAGUGCAGAUGAGUAGGGGGAUGAUAAUGCAGGCCAAAAAAAAGUAAAAAAAAAAACAUAAAAAAUAAAGGCCGCAAACUCUCACGAUUCGUCUGCUGCUUUAGCGUUUACCAAGGGGUCGAGGGGGAACAGAGUGGCCAAACCAUAUAUGCCACCCGAUCGGUGGACGGUCCGUGUACUGUGCAAGUUCGCUGCCUUUCACCGGCUGUGCAGGCUGACCCCGACCGCUCGGGAGGGGAGGCUGGACAGCCUUUCGGUCAACUAUUGGUGCACUGGCGUGCUAGCUACUUUAUAUACACCGAACAAAAUAACACAAAACUCGCAUGCUAAUAUUAAAAUAAAUUUACAAAAAUACUACAAAACAAUGCAAAAAAAACAACAAAGAAACACAUUUGACAGCAUAAAAUCACAUUUUUAACAAACCAAAAUACAAAAUCUGAUCACAAAAAUAACACUAAAAAACAACCCAUAUAUCUUCCACGGCCAAGAAGGUGCCGGCCCCUCGGCUUGCAGAAGCACACCAUCCGCUUACCAGGAUCGGGGGGCCGCCGCGGAAGAUAAAAUGCGAAAACAAAAUCAAAGAAAAAGUUUUGCCCCAAGCGGACCAGAGCGAAUCGUGACAGUGCCGAAACGCCACAGUCACCAUCAAGUGGCCGUACCGUACCGUAACGAUGCAUUUGCACCCCAUCUGCACUCCCAUCCGCAAACAUCCGUACUGGGUGGGACGACCUAGCUCUGGGCCGCGACGAGCAAUGGUAGAAAUAUGAUUUUAGCAACCAAUCCAACUUUGGCUAAUGUAAUGUGUAUCACGUUUUGAAACAGUCUGGCUAGGAAUAUGAUCUGAUCACAAACAUAAGACCGAUUAAAAACGCAACAAGCGAACAAAACAAUCCAAAAUCGUUUCAGUUAAAUGCUGAAAAUGGAUAACAAAAAUCAAACAAUUUGCGUGCAGUGUGUGUGUGUUUGCCCGUACCGUACACAGUUGGACGGGAGAAAAGCAUAUGCAGGCACUUUUUAAAAACUGAAUUGGGCAAACGUAAAACACAGUCACACUAACACAUACACAUAUGUUUAUGUUGAGUUCAUCAAACAGGAUAAACCGGACCUAUGUUUUGUUGGUGCACAGCCGACACAGUUUUUGUAGCAGUUUUUCAUGCUGACAAUUGAAACAAUCGAAUGAAUGAAUUUACUAAAUCAUCCUUUUAACCGAUAAGCAAUUGGAAUUAUUGGCAAUAUGUUGGUUUAAUUUUUAAAUACCACCGCAAAAACAACAACAGCAAUAGACGUUUUAUACAGAUUGCUGAGCAGAUUUAUGGUGCUGGCGUUUGAAUGUCAUUCGUUCUACUUCUAUGGUUUUAUUUCGCUGUAUUUAAAUUUAAACUUUCAUCUUUUGUAAUUAAAAUUGUGUAUCAUAUGUUACAUUAACCUGUUCUUUUCACAAUUUUGGUGUUGAUAUUUCAUAAACUUUUGUUCUCUUUUUACAUAAUCUCUUCCAUUUUGUAUUUGUCGUUGUCUAUUUAUUCAUUAUCGUUUUUUUACAUUUUUAUCGUUCUACUUUUUCAUUUUGUAAAAACCAGUGUCAUAAAUCUGCUCAGACCAGGACAUAUAAAAUAUACUGGAAUGAUUUUUCAUCUUUGAACCCAACAAACAAACAAAACCUAACCAAUCUCGUAUUCAUUUCCAAUUGAGGUAACCAUCCUUUGUUUGAAGCAUAAAAAUGAAGCAAUUAUGAACAAAAGAAAGAAGAAAAACAUAUUCAAACCUUUAACCAACUACACUAUUUCAAUUUGCAACUAGCCGUCAAAUCCGUACAAUUUUUAUGAACAAAAUUUGCAACCAGAGAAGCAAAUGGAGAACGAUUCAGAAUCUCUUGUACACAGUUACAUAGUUUUGAACGGGAUCAAGCCAACAACAACAAAACCAAAAACACACACUAAAACAACUAAAUUGCUCUUUAAAUCUAUAAAAAAAAAACAAACAAAAGCUAAAAGAACAUGCAAACAGUAACAUCUACUAGACGGAACACAGUCUCUGCCGUCCGCGGCGUGAGUGAGUGGUCCGACUGGAAAAACAACCAAAACAUGUAGAACAAACCAAACAAAACCAUAAGCAAAAUUCAAAAUUUGUUGAUGUAUGAUAAAUGCAACUAACAAAAAUAAACAAAGACGAACAUCUCAGCAGCCGCCCAUCGCCAAGCGGUUGGGCGGCUCACCUAAUAAAAUAUCUAAUCACGUAAGGAAUGAAGUAUACCAACAUCACCGGGUCAGGAAAGACGCUGAAACCAUCUGGAAGAGAAAAAUAAUGCAAACUAACAGAAAUAAUUCACAGAAGAAUUUUCACUUCCAUUUUUGCAAUAGUAAAAAAUAUAUUCUCAUUCAACUCGCAGCAUCCCUCAGCUGCAGCCACUGGAUGGUAAUAUAUUGCACAGUUUUUAGUUUACAAUAGAAACCGGCAAAGCACGUCCCACACCACCCGCCCCGCUUCUCCCAUGUCCCACGCACACAUAACAAAAGCCGUGUGCGUGUGCGAGAUCAUGCAGAGUCGCGGGCGGGGAAGGUGCACGUGCGUUUUUCAACUAAUAUAUAAUAAACAAAAUAAUCACAUCAGCAAUGACAACACAUCACCACCAGCUGAAUAUAGCGAAAUGACAAUUUUAUUUCUCAUAAUUUUUCACUCAACAAACGCAACAAAGUAGAAGGACGCGGGCCUGUGGGCAGACGCAUGCCAUCUGGUGUUGCCCCCCGCCCGGUUCUCUACCUUAGUGAAGGCUCCUCUCCGGUGGAACCGUGCCACCGGUCACGUGUCCCUGCUGCUGGGCAUCUUUCACCAUCCGGCCCAGUAAUGUUGCUGGAACUGACCGGUCACAAAACAGCAACAUCUCGGUUUUGUGCGGCCGGUACAUCCGGGGAGAAAGGGCCACAACAAAAUGAACGCAACAAAACAUCAACAGCAACAACCCAAACCAAUAGAAACCGAAGGAAUCUCUAGUUUUCUUUAUUCGCCAUUUCAUUUGCAAUAGUCACUACCACAAAACCAAAAGUACAUUACACAAGCACGCGAUAGAGCAGGAGUAAAACCACCACCACCCUGGAGUGAUAGUGUCAAUCAACCAGCAACAGCAUGGGCAACCUCAUCAGCCUCCCUGUUUCCUUCCCCAAGAGUACACCACCACACCCCUACCAUAGCAACAAACAAUAGCAGCAACGCAAUAGAACUAAACCACCACCACCACCACCACCUUCCAACAAUCAACCAAGCAUUCCCUGAGCUCCCGCCCCGUCCCACCACCCACUCAAAACAGUCGAAGUGCCUGAGGUCAUGCCUCCGACCGACCGAUCGGAAGUGACUUUUUAAUCAUAAGUAACCGAAAACUAGCAACGCGUGUAUGUUUGUGUGUUUGUACAUAUAGUGACACGAUCGGACGGACUAUCGACCUUCGGCUGUUCCGAUAUAUCAGUGCAAACCGUACAAUAGUUAAAUAAUGCAAAACAGCAACACAGAUUUUAAAAUGGUGUAUUUAAGAAAUGAACAUAAUCAAAAUGCAUCCCUAAAAUGCGCGGCUGUUCGUGCUGUGAGCGCAGAUUGACGGUAUCACUCCAUGCAAGGCCGCGGUGGUGGUUUGAAAUCGAUAAACCAAAACCAAUAGAUCCAAACCACAAGCGACAAGAUAGCAACAACUACUCAAAACUAGGCUAAAGUAAAUGAAAUAAACCGGAAUGAUUUAAAGUACAACACAAACCACUUUUUUAAAAAGCAAAGCAACAAACCAAUAAUAUAUUCAAUCAAAGCAAGCAAACAAGAGAACUAAUCGAUCAAAGCAACCAAACCAACUAAACAAAGCAACAAACAAAAAAAAACCGCAACUCACUACAAAACAAGCAGUAACAACAACAGCAACAACAAAAAAACAGUAAAAACCAGAAAACCAACAAUAGUAAUAAAAUGGAACAAAGAUGAUAUAUUUAUAUUUUUAUACAAAUCUUAUUACAAGAGCCAAACGAACAUGCUGCCGCGGUGCUCGGACACGCACAUGCACAUGAGUGUGCGUGGUUUUGUGCGAACCUCGCACCAAAACCAUCUCCCUUACGGUGUACCGCCUUCCCCCUGGGGGACGCGGAAAGAGGGAGACCAAGAGCGGAUCGGUAAUGCGUAAGGGGAAAUAUUUAAGCAAAAGGUUCUUCUAAUGUGGCAUUCUUCACAACCACACGUGGAGUACAAAAAACCUUACCCACACGUAACCAUCUGUGUAGUAGCGCCCGGCAGUAGCAGCGAAACAACAAAUAUGAGAACAAUAUUUGUAAUUCAGAGCCAGAAGGGAAGACAGGACAACAGGGGUGGCAGGCACGCGAAUGCAAGACGGGUGGGGCGCUUAUUCGAUGGAGGUCCUUCAACGGAUAGGAUCUUGGGAUUUUCCGACACUGCUCAAACCAUCGUAUGCCCUACCACCUUGCCGGCUGCCACCACCCUCUUACCACCUUCCUGGAUCCACUGGACGAAACAGAAGAAGAAACAGCAUUGGAAGCAGAGCAGUGAACACACACAAACCAUAUAGUCGUUUUAUAUAUUGAAAUCAGUACAUUUUACCAUUAAACAUCCUUAUUUUUAAACAUUUUUCUUUUCCAAAACCAACAACAACAACAACAACAACAACAACAGCAACAACAACAGCAACCAAAAGCAAAAGCAACACAAUAUAAUGAAAAAAAUAGAAAUAUGCGCGAACACUGACGACGAAUCAACAAAUUGAAGCUUAACAAAACCCACACAAAAAAAUAAGCAAAACAAUUGAAACAAGCCAAAAAAAUGAUACAACACGUAAAUCCAAUUCUCAAAGGAAGAAGAAAACGGCAACACUCAGCAGACUGUUAAAAAUGUGAUCAGAUAUAUAUAUCAUAAAGUAUAUAAAUAUAUAUUAAUACAUACCUGUAUAUGUAUUAGCAACGUAACUAAAUCAAUAGAGCAAAGUGCAGAAGAAGAAGAAGAAGGCACAAAGAAAAAGGGAGAAGGAGUAGAAUAUUUAAUCGCAAUCGAAACGAGCGACCGUUUGCAACAAAGCCAACGAUGCCGAUAGCAGCGUAUGUUAGGGCAGCAGUGACUGCAACUAAACGCUAGCGACGAACCCGAGCUCGAUAAACCCGGUUUCCUGCGGGGUAAAGCCUCGGGUGGGGGAAAUUGUUUCCUCAACGCAAAAUAUUCGAGUGACUACGGGGUUGCGGGGUGCAAAAAACUUUCCGAGCUUUUUUUUCGGAAGUCUACCGGAAGGGAAGCCCAGGAAGUUUGACGGUUACGGGUUAGGCGCGACCAUCACGCCCGAUCCGCUCAUAACCAUAAUUAAUUAACCAUCAUCAGUACCAACCCGCAAUGCUCGUCAGAAAAUGGAAGUGCGAAAUUGGCAACAGAAGCAAAAGCAAACAGAAAGCAAAACUACAAGUGAAUGAUUUACUUUUUCUUGUUCUUCUUUUUUUACAAAUUUUUGCGAAUAUUCGCUGUUUAAUAUUGAAAUUUUAUAUACAAACUGUUUUUAUAUAUACAGUGUCAAGAGUGCGCGAGUACGCUAUGCGAAGGAACCGAGCAGAAACACGUGACCCGAAACAAGCGAAGACAGAUUACGAGAGGGCUAGUAGGAACGCUAAUGGAAGAGUAUUUAUACAAAGCGCGAAACCGAAAGCGAAGCCAGUACUGUUAAACGUGCGCAACACAAAGCUGGUCGAAGCCGUGAGAGAAACAGAUAGAUAUACAUAUAUAUAGAUAUAUAGGUAUAUAUUUAUACAGAGUAUAAUUUUACACACACCAUAACAAUAGUGAGCAAUAGAGAAAAUGCCAUUUGCCAAAAGCCAAACGGGCUGGUCGGCGCUGGGUCAACUCCCGGCUUCGGCUGCCCCUUUGGACCAAAAAAGAUGCAAACAACCAAACCGGAAUGAUUUCAAUUUUACCAGUUCAGUUGAAAUAGCCAUAUCUGUGUGCUGGUUCCGGUGCCCGUGCGUAGCCCGACCCUGGCCAACCCUGUUCCAGAAGUGACCGUGCCGAACCUUUUUACAGGUCGUAGGGAGGACCGCCAGUGGCAAGGCGACAGGCACGCCCGGAACACAGUACGCAGCCAACACAGGGAUAAUCUUCUUAUGAUUUUUAUGGUAAAAUAAUGAAACGAAAUAAAAAAGCCAUUGUGAACACUCAACCACCGCCAACCGAGCGGCUGGAGACAACAAAUGUUUGUGAUAUAAUAAACAGCGUAAGAGCACAAAUCUUAGGAUUACAACUAUACCUGAUGCGGAGGUGAAACGUUAAGCACAGUUGUACGGGUAUAGUACGCGUACCCGUUUCCAAGGCUCUGAGAGAACAUUUUGUUUUCGUGAGCCAUUGGAGGACUGAACAUUUUCACCACCCGUGAGCCAUUCGAGAGAUAUGGAAAUCGGCUUUCGUUUUGUUUUUGUUUAGCCAUCACUACAAACUAAUUGUUUAAAGUUUACAACAGCAACUUUUGCCUUAUUUUUAAGAAAGUUGUAGGUAAUAAAAGCGCAAUAACGGCGAACCUGGAUCUGGACGCGCGAAAUACUGAUGCACUCACACUCACAGUUUACGUCGGCUGGAGUUGACAGCUUCCAAAUUCCUCUGCAAAACUGAUUUGCUGACCGAUCGGUGCCGAUGCUGUGCCGAAGCGGCGACCCUUGCCAAAACAGCAGCAUGAUUGUGGGUCGCUGAUUGUGAAGCACACCGGCACCAUCGGAAGAGUACAUAGCCGCGGGCAGGGGAUUCACACCAUCAAAUCUCCCAGUCGCUAUUUACUCAAGCAUGAUCGGACGAUUUUUGCCACGCUUCACGCCAGGCGUGGUGGAAUCGAGCAUUUGAAUUUUUGUCACUACCGAAGGCCGGAAUAGCCGCAGCAGUGGCAGCAACAAAUGACACAUGUAGAGCGUUGAAUCCUAUUCGCUAGUACGAUCAGUUAGCACACUGGCACGCUAGUAGUGCUACGGCUCGUACUCGCUACUCGGUGCGAAGCAUAACAAAACAAGGAACCAAUUAAAAGAUGAAACCACCUUCAACACGACUAGCAUCUAGUGCUGUGGUGGAUUCAUGAGAAUAACAACAAACAAAAUUGUACAAUAAAAUUUAAUAUUCGGCGAUAUUCCAAAAAGCAGGCUGUACUAGGUGAUUAUGUCAAAUGAAUUGCCUAGUACAUGUUUCGUGAGAUGUCAUUGCUAAGGUGUUAGGGAGAAGUUUGCGAUUACUAAACAUUUACUUGGUAAAAGAACACACAUUUAAAAAAUACUCAUUACUUAUGUGUUAUGAACGCCAUUUAAACGAUCUUUGAAUACCCUAAUGUGAUAAAUUUGACCCAUUAUGCUUCUUGACCAAAAUUGGCAUAUUCACAAAAAAUAUCUUCUAGAACUUCCAAAAGCUCAAAGUUAUGAUACAGUUGUUUAGGUGGUUCUUUUUCAUAAUUAAAUAAAAUUUCCCUUCAGGUACCGUUUUCUAUAAUAAAUAUAAAUAUAAAUAUAUAAAUAUAAAUAUAUAAUUACUAUAUUCUCUCCCUAGUUUGCAAAACACCGGCUUACCCUUAGCAAUGACAUCCAACGAGCCUUAACAUCGUUUCAUUUCAAUCAACAAUCUUACUCGAAAAGCAUAUAACAAACCCAAAUUUGGCAAGCAAACUUUUUGCGCGGCUUUUUUCCGUUCACCACCUUCUGUUAUUUGUUAUUGUAUAGAUCAAAAUGCACCAUGCCAAAACCAGGGCAACAAGCAAAUAGCAUCAACAAAUCAACAGCAGGAUAAAUGCAGGGCCUGUGCCGAGCUGCACCAGAUCCUUGCAGAUAUCGAAAACAAACAAAUCAAUAAUAAUUUCAAACAAUAGUGCCAGAGAACUUUACCAAUGUAACAAUUUUCACAAACAAUACAAUCUUAUUUUUGAUUGCAAUAAGUAUUUUUACCAAAACAUAACAUUAAAGCAGCUGAGAAAGAAUAGAAGAAAAAGAGAUAGAGAGAAAGAGAGCGAAAUAGAGAAAGAGAGGGAGCAACAGUUUACAAUAAUGUUAUAAAAUGAAUAAUAAAAGGAACUGGAACAUAGAAAACACGUACGUUGACCAGAUUGCACUCUUACAAAGCAAAAAGAGAAGAAGAAUAAGAAACAGUGGAAGUCAGUUAAACAAUCUUAGUAGUAAACUGUAAAAAUCACUGUAUCGCAAAACCCAUUUUCAUUCUGUUGGGAAACAAUUUUACUCUGCAUCAAACUCCGGUGCCAAGAGUCGCACAAACGUUAUUGCGAUUUAAAACCAAGCUAAUACUAAUGAAUGGGAGGGGAAAGUAAGCGAAACUAAUUUGAAUGACAAGAGCAAAGCUGUCAUUUACAAACACAAACAAACCCAUAUGCGACCCACGGUCCAAACGGGGGAAAACGAGCAUGAAACUGUAUUCCUUCAAUUUGUAUAGCCGUAGUAUGUAAGAUUUGAAACUUGGAAAACUAAACUUCAACAUGGCUGCCAUCUAGCCAAGCGAGUAGUCGCCGGCAGCAACUCCAAUAAAAAUAUUGUACCAUAAUGCCUGUACAUAGUCACAACAACCCCAACCGCACCGAAAUUGCUAAAAACAAUAAGUCGAGUAUGGGAGAAGCAGCGAGCAAGAGCGAGAGGGCGAGAGAGUUUCAUGAAAUCUAACCAUUACCGCGUUUUCUACGAUCGUAGCGCCACAGCCGCCAUCACAGCGACAUCGUCACUUUGAAGUAUGUGAAAUAAGCCUGGAUCUACCUUAUAGUAGAUUGAAAAAAAACACACACAUACACAACCACACAACUACAAAUCCGCUCCGGUUAGGUCUCAUGAAAUCAAGAAUUCAAUUCAAACUAAUGAGAAUAACGGGAAUAAUUUUGUACAACAGCGCACAACACGGUUUUAGUUUACGAUUUGGUUCACCGCGAUCAUGAUCAGGAAUCCAACUUCCAGCAAGAUAAGUAUGUACAGAACACAAAGAGUAAACAGAGACAGAGAGAGACAGAGAAAGAGAGAGAGGGGGGUGAACGAGAUAAGAUAAGAAUUGAUGUAACAAUUCGCCCGUUCUGAGGUGGAAAAUUCAGUCAAAUUUAACCACACCACUCAUAUGUGUGGCGCACGAUCUUACUGAUCUUAUCCAUCAGAUCAACACCACUCACCCGGAUUAAGACCGGCGUGCACCAUACAUCCGUAAAUUCUCCGAUAGGUCUUUCGAUAGGAGAAAAAAAAACUUACCAAGCAAUAGCUCUGAAGAGUUGGUCGAUGUGCGUCGACAGUGUACAGAACUAGUGUUCCCAAGUAACCAAUUCACGCUCUCCAAUUAACAUUCUUGUACUCCUUCACAGGAUCCUAGUCCUUCAACUUUAUUUUUAUUUUUGUUGCAUUAUGUGUACCCGUAGUAACAACGAUCGAGCCUCUAAGUUGAGUUUUGUGAUGUUUCUGUCGACCAGCGUGGCCAGCAAUGCGCCAUCAAGGUACGUAACUACAAACGCACAAAACGAAGGCACUUCGCAGUCGUUGAAUCUACCCAGGUAUUAAAAAAGUCAGCAACAACUUACAGGAUGCAUUGUACAGCAGUGUGCAAGCCAUAACAGAUACCAAUUAAACCAAACAAAAACGCAGUAUAUGAGCUAUCGAAUGGUUCGUAGGCAAUUCUCUUACACACAGAACCAUAACCCAACAAAACCAACAACCUCCUCCCGUGCUAGGUCCGGACCCAACAAUCCGAGAUGGUACCGAAGGCAAGGAUGGAUCUGAAAAUGGGCACCUCAAACUACACCGCAGGUAUUUCAGAUCCCAUCCAACGCUGUGGGUUCCAUCCGGUCAAAAUGGUACCGGAUUGGGGGGAGGCUCGAAGAGGGACUACAACACAAUGGCAAAUCAGCUAUGAUGCCAGGGAAUGAACAGUCAAACAGCAACGUAACUCACACUGCAGUGCUGUGAGCUGCUGGUUGAAUGCAAAGAACACAACUAUCUGAAUGAUGGAAAGCGAAACAAUCAGUUUUCAAUGCCGGACAUGUAGGACGAAACAGAUGAGCAGAGCAAGCGAACAUCUGUCAACGACAGCGGACAUUUGGAUCAAGCAAACGAUCACGAUCAAACGAUGUCGAUAAAUAUUGGUUACAGAAGAAAGAAACACGUAUAGCUUAACAGCUCGUAUCGUAACAUGGUGCAAGGAACAGCAUUGCAAGCAGGCGCAGCGAUAAUGCACCAUCCUAGCCGUGAGAAUGGGUCAAACGCUACGAGAACCAAAUACUAAUGCUAGACAGCGAAUGAAGUGGAAUAAACAAAAAGGUGAGAAACAGUUUUCUGACUUUGUUUCUUAUCAGUUGCGAUGGUGGGACAGUUUCCAGUAGAAGCGUGUAUUUCGUUUUAAGGUGGGUUGAAAUUUUACAACAAUAAUCCUAGUGCAAAAUUACCAUCGAGAACGCGAACAUACUAUAUUAUAGCUAAAGCAAAAGGAAGACAAGUCCCUUAACGUGAACAGAAUCCAAAGAACAAACAAAAAGGAAAGGAGAUAGAGAAAAUUGUGUUUUGAAAGCAAAAGGGCGAUUUGUGUUUUAUUCUUUCACAAUCACGUUGCAUACCAGUUUGAGUCGUUUUUGUCUAACAUUUCGUGUAAUCUAAAAUCUACCUCAUAUUAACGUAUACUUUUAAGCGAAGGCGAAGAAACAUAACAAAAAGUUAAAAAAAAACACGCGCUAACAAUGACGUUAUAGCAGGGUGAAAGGUAAACUACUCUCAAAACUAAAAGUAAAACGAACAACAACGGACAUACCAACUUAACGGUGUGUCAGAAAUGCGUAUCCCCAAAGAAAGGUAAAAAGAGAAGUAGAGAGCAAGGAAACAAAAACACGAGAAAUUAUUAAUGAAAAACAUCUAUGGAACAAUAUUUUUGAAACCAAUCCAGGAUCAAGAGGAAACAAAUUACAAAACAAAAACACUUACUCACAACUAAAACCAUCCCACAUUUUGGAACCAACUGUUUGAGAACGUACGACGCAAAAGUAACCAAAGGAAAACAAUUCAAAUCCCAUCUCGAUGGCUGACCAGUCGACGGGAUAAUCUAUCCAACGCUCAUACACAUACCCACCCCUUGCUUUGGCAUGCCAUUGGUAGAAUGUUCCCUAAAUUCAACAUGAGAGGAUUUAGCAUUUCCUUCCUGUGCAGCACGCUCGAAUACUUAGGUACGGCUACGGCUUCGUUUUCUUCACCCAAAAGCGCCAUCUGUGGUGAAACAAUUGAAACUUACAGUUACUGUUUGGUUAAAAAUUCACUAUCGGAAGAAUGAGAAAAUUAAAAAAAAUGUUUACGCAAUUGAUCAACAUUCGGUACACUUAGCUUCACUUGUUUCUGCGGAAUUCCGUUCCUACCUAUGUAAACUAAUAUUUCGAAUCGAAAGUACCGAGCAACCAAAGAAAAUUCAAGCAACCAAAACGCUCCGGAAAGCGUUUGUCAUUGGCAAACUCGAAAAUAAGCAGUUCAAUUCAAACGACGUGCUGUGCGAAAGCUAGUCAACAACGUUUAUUAUUGUUUGUUUAAAAACACAUCAUCCCCAGAUUUUCAAGAGAAAGCAAAAGAUCAUAAUGAAUUCACUAAGUACGACAGAAGUGUACGGGCAACAUCAAAACAGGGCAACAUGCGAGUGAAGCAAUAGAAGAAAACCGCACAAAAAUGAAAAUAAAAUAUUUGAACAAUCCAAUCAUAACAUAAAAUGGAAAGGAACAUAAUAAUAGCAAUUGAGCAACUCUAACAAAUAUCGGAUUUUUUCAAAUGCGUUGUCUGAUUUCGACAGUUUCGUUGGGCUGCCGCACGCAGAGUGUUCCGUCUGAACCUUGCGUACGGAUUUCCCGUUUCUUAAUUAUUUUUUAAUAACAAUCCAACAACACCGAAACAAACUGGAAAUAUACAGAGAUGCGAUAUGAAUCGCUACUAUUUUAGGCCAUACUUUGGAAACCAUUAUAUCAAUUUAAUAUGAAUGUAUAUAAAUAACCUUUAACGGGCAUUUCGAUGAACGCUUCGGCGGAAGAAAUCGAGUUGUUGCUUGCGGAAAGCAGCAACCGAUUGCUCUCCGUCAAGUGUUUGUUUAAAGUUAUGUUUUUGAGAAGAACGCUUGGUUUCAGGUUACACACAAUUAAUAAACAAUCACACACACAGCUAACAGACAAACAAUUUUAAAGUAAUACGGAAAGAAACAGCCAAGGAAGAGAAAAAGUAAUAAAUAGUGGAAUUCAGUUCAUCAACACCAUAAACGAAUCCAGCAGCUGAUAACACAUUCGCAAUCUAACAAUAGCAAAAGGAAGCGAAAGUACGGGCAAACUUCAAUAAAAAUCAGGUCUAAGGUGAGGUGCUUACAAUGAGAAGACACAUUCAAAGCUUACCCAUCAAGUGAAUAGUAACAUCAACAAACAACAGAAGCACUACGAAGUGAAAAAUAAGCUACUAAACGCGGUACAAAAUUACAGUCAAAAUUCAUACAAAAUGUCAAAAUUUCAAUGGAAGAUGAUGAUGCUGGAAAAACGUUGUUUAUUGUUGAUUUGCUCAAAACAAAAUUGAAACCAAAAAGAAAAACUAAAACUAACGCAAAAUUAUUAACGAUAGCCAACGACGAAAACGAGGAAAAAACACACACUCCAGAUAGGUGCGUAUGCGAAGCAAGGUUUGAACUUUGUUAUAGUAAACCCUUUCAUUCGUACAAAAGAAUUCAAUAGAUUACAAUACUUUCAGAUUCUUCUUGGUGAACGUGGUUUCGAUUUAAUGUCUGUUGUAAAGCAACGCAUAGUUUAAAAUAGUUUUUUUUUUGUGUUGCGUUUAAUUAAAUAAAAAAAAGGAACGUAAUGCUAAAAAUAUAAUAAAAAUAAAAUAUGACAAAGCAUUCCAAUGUUUAAACCAUUGCUUUAAUUAUUUUCAAAUCAGACUUUAUAAAAGAUUUCAAAAGUAUGAUUCAAACAAAAAAAAACUUAAAUGCAUUUUUUAAACCUAGUUUCGCAUCCAAAUGAAACAGCUCGCUCUAUCUGGAAUCGUGCGGUGGACCAAGCGUAGGAACAGAAGGGGCUAAACUUUCGUUUCAAAUAUAUCCCGGUCUCUUGUUUAGGAGUAAUCUAGGUCAAAGUUGAAAACUAAAAACGCAGCAAACCAAUAAUAACAAUAGAAAUCAAACGAACAGAUGUAAAGACAAGACAGCAAACAGGCAAACAAACCUGCGAAAAGAAUGGAAACAGAGGUAAAAAAGAUGUUCUCGGCAAUGUUUUUUGGGAUUUCCGGUCUAAAGAAUAGAAGAAGAUGAAGAAGAUAAAAAUAUCACGAAAAAAGUACAAGCUUAUUUGAAGCACCUUCGCGCCUUAUCUUUAAAAAAUUAAAACAAAAAAGAAAACAUGUGAAACAAAUCUUAAGAAACGUAAUUAAGAAACACAAUUUUAAACAAACAAAACAACUCAGCAAAGUAACGGUAGUGGCGAAAAUAGAAACCAAGAGAAGACGAAAAACCGCAACCGCAAAAUGGCAAAGGGAUGAACGUAUGCGUGUGAACUGCGUGUGAAUCAAAACGAAAGCAAAACAUAAAAGCAAACGAAGAAACGGUCGUUUCACAGAUUUGGACAAAAUAAAAAAGAAACAAACAAAAGACAAGUCACGGAGCAAGUGAGCGUGCAAAAUCAAGCAAGAAAUACUACGCGUACUAAGACAUUGUGUGUAAUUUUACCAAAAUCUGCCUUAACUUAUAUUUUCUUAUAUACAAAAAAAGAAAUGGAAAUCAAGAAAGCAAAAACAAAUAAAAUUUAAAAUGUGAAAUAUUGCGGUUAGAAUCUAAAACAUUACAAAACUGAAAGCAGUAGCAGAAGAAGUGUUCCGAACCGAAAGUGCGGUAGCGAGGAGAAAUUCUAUAUUAAGGGAAGCACUAGAAAGCAGAGAAACUAAUUCAGGUCUUAAAGUGAACAGGAUUCAUAUUUUGACUACUCCCAACGGCUUAAGUUCCGUAGAUUUAGGUGUUGCUAUCAUGUACUAUGGACAAACAAACGGGCCACAAAACAGUAAAUGGCUAACGUCAUGCAUAAGCGACGCAUCCAAACAAGAGGUACAUAUUUCAAACACCAUGCACCAACAUGUUGUGAGAUGAGCAAAACACUUUUUUAAAGCACGCGAUGUAUGGAUCACACAAGAAAACGAACGUACCAUCAAACUACACUUUUAACGGAGCUUUUCAGAGUGUUCCACCAUGUUUUAUUUGGGAUCUUCAGAAGAAAAGCAAAUUAGUUUGUUUUUAAACUUUUACAAGAAAUUGCUACCAACUACUUCUGAUAAAACCAAAACCUGAUUCGGAUGAGGUCCAUGCCAUGUUUUUUUUUUUUCAAACAGAAAUACCUAAAGAGAGUAAAGGUAAAUUUGUGUACAGCAUUAGUACCUGUUAGUUUCGGGCCGCUGUCCUUCUCUUAACGCUGCGCAUCCAUGAUCGAAGCGAGAUUUUACCAUCCAAACAUCAAGCUAACGAAUGUUAAGUAAAAGAAGAAAUUAUUGAGAAAUCGAAGCGCACUGAAGAGGCGUUAGAAACCUACCAGGUACUAUAGUGACUGCAAGUACGAAGGAAAACUACCAAAGGUACACUUUUUACAUGAUCGUGAACAAUGGCAGCACAAACAACACUCACAUCAGUGCAGAUCAGAUAAUUACGGUAGGGAAUGGAUAAAAAAGACACAUACUGUGUGAAGCAAACUAAACGGAACAAACUACUACUAUUCCUACUACUAAUCGAGAAGCCAACAGGGCAGCACCUAUCUGGCUGACACCGGGAAACGCAACCGGAAGACAUCGGAUGUGAAACAUCGGAAAGGUUUUGUUUUUCCAAAUGUUCAAAAGGACACACACAGACACAUUAUGGCAUAGGAUGCCGAGCCCGUGUAGAUUUAUUUACUAGGACGUUUCUCAACAAAGAGAGGUAUAAGCAUGUAACCAUUUUGCCAAGAGGCAGAUAGGAAAGUACAUCAACGAGCAGCAAACGAGAAGGUACAUUUUUGUUUUAUUUCAUUCAUUCGUGGGAUGUAGCAUAAAUAAUGUGUAAAGUUAUCGGAAAAGGAGCAAUCUCCGCAAAUCUUGUCGAAUGCGCUAGGCCAAUACUAUGCAAGCAGAGCGUUUGCUAAAGCAGGCAAAAAAUGUGGACAAACGUGCAACAUUGCAUCAAAGGAAAAAUGGGGUAAAGUGCUAAAGUAAUGCAAUACAGAGAGAGAGAGAGAGAGAGAGAGAGAGAGAGAGAGAGAGAGAGAGAGCGAGGCAGCAUAAAAAAGGCACAUGCAUAGGUGAAAAGUAGAAAUAAAAUUUCACAUGACUAUUAACAAAACAAAAAAGGUAUAAGAGCGCAAAGUGGGGAGAAAGGCAGAAAGAGAACACACAAAAACCAUUGUAAUUUUAUUCCUUAAUAAUGAAAAGUAAAUCCCAAAGUAAGAUAAAUCAAAUAUUAGUAACUAAAUAAAAGAAGAAGCAAAGCAGCAAGAAAGCGAGACGCGAAAGAGAGAAACGCAUUACCAAACCAAGAAGUAAAAUUUAGACAUAAAAGUCAUGGUAGCGGUUAUUUCUAAACUAUUUAAUACUUUAGGCCAACGUUAGUGAGCAACAAGCAGCACCAUUAAGGGCAAAACGAGAUCAACCAAAUGAGCUGAACAAAAGACUAAAACAAAAACUGAAUCAAGAAGAACACAGGAAAAGAAAUCUUCUAACCCCCAAACCCCAUAACCGGCAAAACAAAAAAACUUCAUUACAACCUCAAACAAGCGUUAUUUUAUAAAGAUGUACCAAAGCUGGCAACGUUUUAAGUUCACCCCAACUGCCAGUUUGGUAUCAAUUUGCGUUUACCAUUUCCGGCAAAUACCGAGCACACGGCCCGUGUCGCUCGGUGCCCCGUGGUCUGCGGAAGGCCUGGGCGGCACUGGUUGGAGGCACAAUGGUAACUAAAGGCGUUGAUGAUAAUUUUCUUCCACUCUUUUAUUUUCAAUUUGAAAUUUACGUUAGGAGAAACUGGUUUUCGGUUAGUUAUUGCUAUGUACCCAGCAACAGCAACUACUAAGCAAACUAAUACUACUACACACACACACAUACACAUACAGACAACCGCAGGUCCACCGGCAGAUGGCAGAAAACUACUAGGCGGGUGACGCCAGAUCAAUCGAUCUUUCACUCCUGCCGAUGGACCCCCAGAGAAAUAAUAUUUGAGAUUUAUGAUUUGCAAGAUACUUAACAACAUGCACGCACGCACUAACACACAUACACACAUACACCGUAAACAUAUUCAGAAAGUAAUGUGUGCUCUUGCCCUGAAACAACACAAGCAAGCGAACAAUUGCAAUAUGUAUUGAACGUGUGUGUGGUAUCUACAGGGCCUGAGGCACACUUAUUUGGAUUUUUUUAGUACUCCGUACCAAUCGCAAGUAGGACAUAUGUGUCCCGUAGGAGCCUUUCUUAUGUUUUCGACUUAGAACAUAAACCCUUGUCUUAUUCGACAACGAUUACAAUCCAAGCGCAGCAACCAACUGUAAAAUCUCGAAAACGAAUGCUCCUCGAAUUUGAUGGGUCUGCAGGGUAAACUACUACAUGAACAAAAUUGUAACAAACUCAAAAGCAAAAUUAGAAAUUACUGUUCGUCUCGUACGCAGUGCUUUCUGACGAGUGUGUAAUGGAGAACAUUGAGACUUUUCUUGAUUCUUGGCUACUUUUCGAUUCUCCAAUGAAAUUGAAAAAAAGAUACUUGUAUAUUGGUAAGCAGUUGUGCAUCUUCAUUGACAAAAUUCCGUAUCACACUGUAAUGGACAGACAAUUCCGAAGAAAAUUCGAAAUUCCGAGCGCAAAAAAGCACUUUUGGAACGUAAAUUUGACUUUUGGUAAAUGUUUUCAUUCGACUGAACCGAAGAAAAUACUGUUUCGGCGGCAAAUCUUUCAACAACAAAAAAAUCUUGUGGAAACAGAAAAAAAAGGUUUUUUUAUAGGAUCAUCACAAAAAACAAACGGUGUGAUACUUUCAUUAAGUAUAAAAAAGCAACAUCGAGUAUUUUCAUGAUCGUUCUGGAUGCAUAUUUUCAAUAUGAAUGCAGCAUUAUCAUUCACCACAUUCACAUACAUACACCACACAAACACACAUACACACACACACACACACCAGGAGGAAGAAAAUCCCAACAAUCAUGGGAAUUAAGUUGUGAUCGUCGGACGAGUAGCCGAGCAUUCUCAAAACUGAAAUAGCCACGUUUUUUAAUCUCUGACAUAAUCCAAAACCGUUCUAACAAUAGCAAAUGAAGGCAAUCAAAAUGAAAUAAAAAUGGAACAUUUAGAUAUUUUAGUUUCUUUUUUGCAGUCUGCUGACGCCACACAUUAUCGCAUGCCCAAUUUAAGUGGAUGUUGUUUCCGUUGCGCAUCGUGCGACUACGCGUGAGCAAGUUCAUUCACUAUGCAGCACGGAACAAUGCACUGGGCAAAUGAAAUUCAAACGAACGAUACUGAUUGAACAUGCGAUCGAACAUGGCAAAGCAAACGUCAAACAGAAAUUACAUCCUUCUGGCGUAAAACAUCUUUUGGCGAUACUAACGACGGUACGUUAUGGCUGCAAACAUCUACCAAAACAUAAUGAGCGCGCUAGCAGUGAGUAUUAACUUCACUAGUACAAUCGAUUUGGCAUGCCACAAACAUUUCAAACAAACUUUGGCUAACAUUCUAAAUACACUUGAACAAAAACUAACUAAACACGAAACUAAACUUUUACCAAGACACUUUGGCCACAUACAAAGCAUUCGGAACAAUUAGUAAAAUGUAACUGGUACUAAAUCAUUACAAAAACAACACCACACGUAUCCAAAAUGAAACAAAAUUGCUAGCGCGUCAACAUAACAUCAACAGUAAACAGCAACUCUACAAACACAUUUCAACCGGCAUUCAAAAACAAACACAAAAAGGUAACACUUGGGCCGCCACGUCCGAUCUAAAGUGCCUUCAAAAAGAAUAAUAAAGUAAUAAUGUUGAUUUUUACAAAAAAAAAAGAAAUGGAAAAGAUAAAUAAUUAAUAAGUUUUAUAUACGAAAAAAGAGAGUAAAAAAAUGCGUAAAAAAAGUGCGACGAUGAUGAAAAACGACGAAAAAGCGGAACGAUGAGGAAGUAUAAAACGGGCCCUUUAAUAGACUUCUCGCCCCAAACCAAAGUGUUCGGCUACUCGUGCGCGAUCUUGUGUAACUUUUUUGUUUAUCUUUUGUUCCAUUCUACUGUCAUAGAGCGUGUCAAUUGAUGCGCACUUACCAAUCAAUCAACAACAGCAACAAUAAACAGCAGCAAACCAUCAACAACAAUACAGAGUAUACUGUUGCAGAUUGCAGAGUGUAAAGAGUAGCAAACAGCAGCAGCAACAGCAACAGCAAGCCAAACCAAACAGAUCAGAUGCAAUAGAACUACUGGACCACAUUUUUAUUUUUCGAACAAACACCUCUACAAAAGCACAAAACCACAGAAAAAAUACAGGCAGAAACAACAAACAGAAGAUAACAGUCAUUUGGAAAGCUCAAAAACGUGUUUAGAAAUAAAGCAGAAUCGGCGGGCCGGCAGGCGAGAUUGAACGGUGUGAUGUCACUUUUCGUGUAAUGAGUAAGUAGCGAAACAAAACACAAACCAAAUCUAAUCAAUAAAUGGAUAGUGGAAGAGAGGGAUGGUAGUGAAGGGAAGAAAGGACUAAAUUUAAGUUUAAUAAUGUAUAAUUCAGAACAUGAACAGAUAUAAAAUUGCAGCAAAAAAGCGAAUGCAAAAGCAAACCAUAAAACUACACUGUUACACGAGCUGGGAAAGUAGAAAAAAAAGAAAAUUUACAAAAAAAUACAUUAAUACACUUAUAAAAAAGGUAAAAUUACACACUACCACGAUGAGAUAGCCUAUCUAAAAGCCAUAAUAUCAAAACGAUAACACUUGCAUGUGCAAAAUAGUUGUCGAUCAAAUGUAACUCGAUUUCGUGGAAAGCAAUGAAAACUUAAGAAAGCAAAAUGUCAAAGAACUCACGGUUGAGACUUUGUCCUGUACGAGAGAAAGCUAACGGAAAGAGGAAGGAAGGAAAACAACAGAGGGACAAAAUUAAACAUACUAGUACGUAGUGAACAAAGGCAACAAGACAGCAAACUAAAAACACUGAGCAUAACCAACUUACAAGCAUCAAACUCGAGAUGGCCAUAAUACUCUAUGACAAAGGGAAGAAAAACAAAACGGGAAUGUAUCAAAUCCUAUUUACAUUCAGCGGCAACGGCAAUGCCCGAAAGCCGUUGCGCAAUUGUAUUAAAGUGAAAAGGAAAAAUCUAAUGCAAAGAAGAGAAAAGAGAAAAAUCUACCAAAUUAUCGAACGAUGAGUUACACUUUUAAGUUACCGUAUGUUUUGGCUCACAUUUGCGGCUUCGUUUAACGCUGCGUUGCGGUUUGAUAGCAUCGUGCCAAAACGGGACUGCCUCCCGAUUUUCACCUAAUUACCGAAUUACUAUAUACAGGGAGGGACCGCUUUGCGCAUGCUACACGUACGACCGUGCGUGCAAAUCGUCCGCAGCGAACGACUGUCAGCCAACUUUAGUCAUCGUUUUUUGGUUUGUUUUUAGUUUUAAUGUAAAACAUCAUGACAACCCAAACAACAGCGCAAAGCUGUGUAAGUAAAUAGUUUAACAAUGCAAAAAAGGAAGAAGGCAAACAACCACACUAACACAAUACAAUGCUCUCACACACAUAUUCUUUAACAUUAAGCAACCAAUUGCAGAAUGAAGAAGCAAAUGAAUUACUAAUAAACAAGUAACAAACCAGAAAUCUUAAACCACAACCAUUUCCCCCCCAACGCCAAAUCAUAAGCAAAGGCAACCCCAAUUCCUAGAGAGAAGAAAAUUUCCAAAAACUUAUCACUAAACGACAAAACGCAAAAAAACGAAACACAAAUUAUAUAAACAACAAGUGUCAAAGCGAAGGGUGACCACAUCACUACUGUUCUACUGAGGGAGACACUAGGCAGACCGCAUAAAAGAAAAAAAAGGGGGUAAAGAUUGGCAAUCAAUCGCAAACCAUUCCUACCAUGCUUUUACUUGGGUGCAUCGCAAACUGUUUUCCACGCAAACGAUCACACGGAAGGCAAACCGUUUGCCAAAAUGCUUCCAGUGCUUCGAGGAAGGUGACAGUAAGUGCAACCGCUGAUGUGCUGUUUGACGGUUUAAAAAAUAGUAACAACUUGUAGUAGUAACACUACUAGCACUACAACUAUUACUAGCACGACAAGCCAUCAGCAAACCAAAGACAAGCUCUUAUUGUGUGCGACAGGGAAAUCGAAGCAAGAAGAUUCUUUUGUGGUUGGUUACUUUUAACCAUCAGUCUACUUCUGUUCACUUGAAACGUCUUCUUCGAGAGGCGUCCCAGUUACCAGUAUACUAGGCAUAGUAGACAAGGUUGGUUUGUUUUGUAUUUUUUUUAAAGGGUUUUGUUCAUCGCUCGCCUGAGCGAGCAUUUGUCGAGUUCUUCCCUAUUUGCUAGUUCAAAAGGGACGCAUGCACAUUUAACUCUUUCCGCUGGCUGUAGAAGGCUAACAACGUGAUUUCUGCUUGAUACUGACGAGAGCGAAACAAGUGUAAGGCUCCGGUCGUGUUGCAUUCAGUGUCUUACCGAUUGGUACCGAUCGUUAGAUCGCGGAACACACGCGCCCAGACAAGCAAGACAAGUGUUUGUAGAACCUUCUGCACCGCUCUCUAUACGCAGCAUUAAUCUAAAACUGAAAUAAUUUGGCGCUCCAGAGCAGCGAUAUAUUUUACAGGGCUUUAAAAAAAACCCAGCAGGUUUUAUUUUUUGUUGCCACAAUUUGUGUCACAUUACUAAAUAAGCAAUGUAUACUGCAAGCGCACUGUAACAGUAAAACCCAGAACAGAGCGUAAGCAAACCCAUUUACCUAACUAACGAAGCAUGCGGAGGAAUGUGGCGAGAUUAAGAAGCAAAACCACUCUUACACAACACGCAAACAAUUUUAAUAUAAACAGAUAAACAUAAUACAAGCACCGUGGCGACGAGCAGCAUAAGAAGACGAUGAAGAAGAAGGAGAAAGGAGUAAUGAACCAAGUGGAAAACAAAAACAAAAUGCAUAAAGAAUCCCCCAUCUUCCAUCCACCGAUCCAGUGAGCUUCGAGGCGAACCGGCGGCUUGCCAGGUCUGUGGCGAAGGGUCAUCAACUAUUUUUUGCUAGUAGAUUUAAGUGAAAGUACGAUGGGCAGUUUUUAUUGGCUACGUGUCGGUUUAGGGUGCAUGGCCCCCGGCGGCACUUGCACGUGGUUCGAGGGGUUAGGUGUAUGCUCAACGUUUCCUACCGUUUCACCGUGCGAUGCACCGCGAAAGGAGUGAUUUCCAACCGAACAUGAUGCUUACCGACCCGUGAUGUCUGCAACGUGUUUGGUCGGGUGUCGUCAGACACAUGGCGCAAAAAAAAGUGUUUCGAUCCCACUGUUUUCACUAGAUCGAUCAAAGAUGAAAACAUUUUGCAUUGUGGAAAUUCAAAAUUGAUGCUUUCUUGGAACAAAAUUCAAAACCAAACAAAAAUCCUACCCUUUUGAGUCAUUGCGUGUGAGGUGUUAGAUUGAUGUUGUCCUCCUUUAGCAAGGAUUUGUCUUGCGCAUCGCAUCGAGCUGAACGGGUUCAUCAACGGUCGAGCACACCAAGCGUAGUUUCGAGCAGGGAUUGAGCUAAUGACGGUCGGCCUGCGGUGUCGACGAUUGGACUGAUAAAUGAUGAUUCCUAUUACGUGCGUAAAAUGCACUCUUACUAAUACAUUCACACGCUCACAAAUACAUUUACACCACAACACACACACACACUCACUCACAUUAACAAACAACGAUCCUUCGUCUAAGCGGACAGCAAGCUGCGGUCGCCAUUCUCGGUCUGCGGUCGGUAUGGUAUGGGGUAUAACUUAUUUUUUGUAAUCUAAUUUUAAUCACACAAACACACCCACAAGCAUAUUGUAUUUAUUCUCUAUUUAAAUGCAGCAAAACAAGCAAAGCAAAACAAAAAAAAAAACAUAAUGAAUGAUGAAAAAUUAAAUAAACACAAAACUCACCAGUAAAUAGUAUCGAAAUAAUCAGAAGUAUUCAAACAUUAUUUCUCAAAACAAAGCAAACGAAUAAAACAAACAGAAGCAACCAGCAGCAGCAACAAAACAGAUACAGAAGCUAGAGGAUACGCGAACACGUAAUUUCAAAUCCACAAAGGAGAAAAUCUUAGAAGAUACGAAGAACAAACAACAACCAUAUGCAAAAUGUAUUUUAAAAAGAAAAACCAAACUUACUAACACAGAAUGCAGAAGUAAAUGGAAAAGUACAUACGACGAUCAUCAUCAGCAGUAACUUGAAUGAUAAUACCAUCAGAAAAAACAACAACAACAACAACAACCGAACCGAAUAAUCUGGAAUAUCCAUAAUUUUCAAUUGAGACAGUGUGCGCUACUUUCUCUACCGCUGGACACACUGUGGCCUCCCGGAAGAGGUGACAGGGUGAGACAAACCCUUGUCUGGCAGAGCGAAUGCCACAAACCACCGGAGCCGACAGACCGAGUGCAGCGUGUGUGAAACAAAGGAAACCAACAUUUUGAACCAACCAAAUAUUAACUAAAUGUGAACUAAUCAAUCUUAAUUCAACUAACAAACAAACAAAACAGCAUUGAAACAUAACGCAACACCGAACAACCUGUACCAGCAGUUCCAAUGUAGUAACACCAGCACCGAAAGCGAAACACGAUGGUACAUAUUAUCCCGCAAAACAAACCAACCAUUUUCUGCAUAAGUUUUCAUUUCUGUUUUAACUUUUCAAUCGAUUUUUCACACCUUUUCGGAAGCGUAAAAGCAAACAAACCAAAACCAAACAAAGCAAAAGCAAAAGAUAAGAUCCAAGUUCAACAACGUAAACUUUUGGCACAAUUUGUAGCACGGAAACACACUUACACAUUUGGACGUUAGAGACAAUGAAGUUGGAGAAUUGUUCAACGAUGCGCACCCGGGGCGCAGUCAAAGGGCUCGAAUCAACGCACUUACCAUUCAAACACGACCACCCCAGGAAACUGGAAUAAGGUGCAGCCCGGAUGCUGUUGCAAAACGAAGCGAAGGAAAAACUGUCACGAAACGGGAGAGAUAGAGCGCAGGCAAAAGUACGAUAUAGAGAGAAGCGAAUCUGAAGACUAAUUCAAACCAAUCAAACCAAACCUAUCCUACCUCUCUGUGAGGUGCACUCAAAAUCUAGCAGGAUACUUUCGGUACUUCUUGGGAGUUAUUUUCAGUUCUGGUUUUUAGUGAUCCGUAGCUAACAUAGUUGAGUUGUCUUUUGUCGAAUGUUUGUUUGUGAGAUUUCUGCCCAUAACAAAACAGCACAACACCACGGCACGCCAAGCAAUACGGUGAAGAUGAUGAAGAUUUUCGCCCAAGAUCUUCCUACCACCAUCUGCCCCGCCUCUCGAUCAUCCUGCUGGGGUACUUCAUGCCCGUAUGUGCUGGUGUGCGCGAGUAUAUUUACAUGCAUGAUAUUGCACCGGAUCCGAUAGCAAGCAAGGCUUUGCAAAACAUCUCGAAGCCUUGAACGCUGAAGCGUGGCUCCAGAACAUCGAGAAACACGCCAACCAGAAAAGCCCCGGACAUUCCACUAACAGAUGGCGAAAGGGGUUGUGUGCAAAUCCCACAACAAAACACACAACAACAACACUCUACUUACGUUGUAACAUGCACAAUAGACCAUACGAGACGGCGUCGGCAACACAGUUUUGCUGCGCGUUUCUCAAUAAUUUCUUUCUUUAUUUCUCAUUUGACUCUUCAACUCCAAACCAACGAGUUCAAAAACAAACAAACCCAUAAUGAACACACAUACAGACACACUACUGCACCGGCACACGAUCACACUAUCCACCUACAAAACUACAACCACAGCAGCAGCAGCAGCAGCAACAGUUAGAACUGAACCACAUGUGGACCCAGCACGGGCUCAACAUAAACUAACCCCAAUCAACAGCAAAACAACCAACCCCCCAUACGCAAUAAUGGCGAACAAUAGUCAAACCUUCUGGACAGGAUAGCCAAACCAAUAACCAAACCAAACUGUAAAAUAGUGAACUCGACGACAGCUCCCCGGCGGCGGAGCUGAACGAGUGUGUGGAGUUAGAUGUACAUACAUUAUAAACCAUACCGGAUUUAUUUCACGGAUCUUUACGUUCCAUUUACGCGGCUUUCUGUUGACAGUUUUCCACCACCCGGUAAUCAAUAUUGCCACAAUCACAAUAGCCGAGCCUGGCAGACGCCGGCUCGGGCACCGAUAAUUGCGCCCGCCGUGACAGCCGGCGACUACCGGUCUCCGAGCGACCGAAGCCGGGAGCAUCGAGUACGGUAGUGACGACUGACGGCGGUCUGCAAAGAUGUAUUUUAUGUUGAAAUAGGAUAAAGUACCUAACUAACAAUGGUAAAGCAGAAGAAAAACGAAAAAAAAAAAAUUUCACUCAAGCCAAGGAAGCAACGACAAAAGACGGCAGAAGAAGCAGAAAAAACACAGGAAGGACAGAAAUACUUUAUGCAAAAAAACACCUACUAACAUAAGAGAAUGAGAGAUAGGAAGAUCGCACAACAGAGAGUAAGGAAGAGGGAAAAAUGAAAUCAGAAAACCACCAAACAGCAAGAGAAGAAAAUAAUAACAGUAACUUCCAAGAAACCGACAAGAACAUGCAAACAGAACACGAUUAGUAGUUGCAGCAAAGGGUGCAGAACACUAUAAAGCAUGAAAACAGUUUAACAAAACAAAAAGAAAGAAGACAUCAAACAGACAGACCGAUAGAGAGAAUAACGGUAAGAAAGUGCAUCAAAAGUAAACAAAACGAAACAUUUGUGCCAAAAAUUUUCGAUUGCAAAACUCACCCACACACUACACAGAAACACAUACACAUUUACACACGAAAAAGUGGUACUUCUAAUGCAACACAACAACCACAACCGCUGCAGGUGCUAUAAAAGGCACUUGCGAUCCAGCAGGUAUCUAAACUACUACUAUUACUAAUAGUGCUACUAAUACUCAAAGAUCAGAGUCAUACCAGAUCGAUCGAUGAACAAACCACAAUAUUUAACAACAAAAAUUCACACACACACAUACACACACAUACAUACGCAACAUCAACAACAACAGCAACAGCAACAACAAACUUGGUAAUAAUGACACGCUUCAGUGCGAAUUAUGUUUCAAAUACCUUUUUGAACCAUUUCCGUUCGACCCUUCUCGGUUCCAUACGCACCGGAAAGGCCGGUGCGCAAAAACGCAAAAUCUCAAACACUGGAAACGUUUUAAGUUUGCUGAGUUGUCGGACAUCAGCCGCAAAGCGCUGAGCUCGACUGGAUGAGUUGCACGUUUUACUGUGCGCGAGCAAGUACGCGCCAUCAGCCAGAUCCCUCGACAUUGGACGGAAAUCACACAGUUCCGGAAAGUUUGCUAAAUCUCUUAAAACCUUCCUUCACCGUCCACCGAACCGAAGGAAGGAAGGGCGCUCGAGGUGUGAAGGCAGAAAUGGGCGCGGCUUCUCCCUCGCACAUACUUUUGAGUUUAAUUUUCACCAUAGACAGGCAGCAGGCAAAAAUGCCAGGCAAUCGCACGCGGCCAGCAACAUCGGCGCGGGCAGUCGAUUGUUUGCAUUCGCCACAGGAUCAACCACAUACCACCACCACAUAGUUCGUGGAAAGAAGAGUGUGUUUUCGGUUUCGGCCAUGUUUACAUCACAGGAGCAAGAUGGAGCAGGAGAGCGAGCGGCGCUCGAGCAGCAAAUACAAUAUCAACACACAGUUACAAUAUGCAACCACAAGUAAACCAAUUUUCCACUAGCAAUAUCAAGAUAAUGAACGCGCAAGCUGGACGGGCUGCCAGGUGUCCAAACGGAGCGGAGAAAGGGGAUACCGAAAUGAAGGAAAUGAACAAACGGAAAGGGUAGUUAGCGGAAGCCACCCAACAACUGAGAAGUUACAUCACUUACUAUCCAAGCCAUAAACGAGCAACAUCAAGACAAAUACAGCCAAUAGAUGGGUUGAAAGUAACACUACACCACCAAGUAGAUGCAACGACAGCAACGACAGCAGCAGCAGCAGCAACAAACGAUCAAAUGAUCCAUCCAUCACCGACGUCUGGCUGCAUUCGGGGCAAAUAGAGCAGCAAUAGCAAACGGUUAAUUUUGUGCACCUCCAUAUAAACGCUCGGCAGUGGCGGUGGCCUCGCUUUUCGGCCGGAGUGCUUUGACGCACUUGAUGCAGCGGAAGGACACGUUCCCGCGCGCCCGAAACGGUCACCAUCAUCCAGCGUUUGACCUACCCAAAAAAUGCAACAAUAGACAGGUUAACAAUAGUACAUGAAAAAGAAAACAAACACACACACACACAUACACACGCACUUACUCAUACCUACACACACACAAAAACACAUUGUAAUGACGACUGUAACUACUGGCUACACCACCAACACCAUCUGGCAGUGCAUAUAAUUCUUUUUGGAACGAACGCAGCAAACAAAUUACCCUUUCGGACUUUGCGAACGAAACAGUUUUCGGAAAAAAACGAAACCUGACAAAAGCAAACGGAGCAGCAUACACAGCAGGAACAGAACUCAAUCAUUUUUGGAUAUUCCUGACGAAACAACGAGACUCGUCUAUAUCAUCGAUACACUAGGGUCUUGUAGUAAACCGAAGAAACGUUCUCUGUUUUAGAGUUUGCGGAGACGACAACAGCAACAGCAAUGGAUAGCAGAAACCACUACUGGCAGCAACCAUAACGACUUUUCGAAUCAUUCGUGCACUGUUUGUUCGAGCGGUACACAGAUUUGUGUUUAUCAUUUUCAUCGUGCAGUACACGCAAUAGUAGACGCUUUUCAGUUGCCUUCAGUUUCAACCAGUUUAAAAUAGAAAUGAAAAGAUGAGAGAGCGAUAGAGAAAGAGAGAAAAAGCAAAGUGAAAGGUGAAGACACACACCACUAAACCCUCAUGCGAGCAUCCAUCAGCAGGAACCGGCUACACAACAGCGAAGCUGGUCGAACUACAUCGUGCUGGUGGAUCUUUGGAAACUAAAACAAACAAAGCAAAACAAAAAGGACAAAACAUCAUACGGCAAACAAUAAUGACGUAGCGGUUAUGUUUUUGGAAAUUUUUGGAUAACAAAUAAUAGAAGUGCAAACAAACAUCACAACUCACCCAAACGAAACCGAGCGCGCAAACGCAGCAAACAAUUGAAAUAGUCAAAUCAACCGGAAAACAGAGCAAACUGUCAAAGUGAACAAAUUCCAAAACUAGUAUUAUUUUUGCAGUUUAGAAACAACAUUUUCGGGACUGUAAUGCUAUUUUAGAGCGAAAAAAUCUGUCUUGGAGUGAUUUUUAUAUUUAUUAAAUUAUUUCGAUCACUUGUUUUACAAGAAAAAACAAGUAUUUAUAAAUACAAAAAGCUGGCAAAAUGCGAAAUGUCUCUUUUCGAUCGAAACGGAAAUAAAAAGAAAACAAAUGGUAGUAAACUUAAAGGUAAACGGAAGAUUUAGACGUUGGCAUAGACAACGAACUUGACAGAAUAUCGUAGUCAGGCAAGCCACAACAAAACAAUUAUAGCGCGAAACAAAAAGGAAACAAAGAAGACAUCUCAAGAACAAACAAAAAAUCAGUGUAAUAUUGCUAUCCAACACAAGCAACAUUGAAUAGCGACCCUGGCACGAAACCAGGCCGGUGUCCGGUACCGUUAUGCAGCGGAACGAUGACCUCACUGUGAUCUCUUAUACACAGCUGUAAGACAUUGUAAUUUGUACUAUUUAUCUAGGGAGUUAACUCAAAAAUUACUCUUAAUCCAGUCCGAGAUCCUAUUUAGGCGCAAAAAAGGAAGGAUUGAACGAAGAAGAAGAAGAAGCAAAGCUGAAACAGUAGAUCUCGGAUAACCAAAAUUGCCCAUUUAGGCCGUCACUUAUCGUGGAACCAGAAACAAGGAAAGGCAGAAAGGAGAAAAUUAUGUAAAGAAAAAUUAAACUAAAACUAUACCGUUUAGGCCACUGUACAUUUAGAAUGUGUGUUGUAUAUAGAGCACAAGCAGGAGCAAAAACGAAGCUAUAAAAAACAAAACAGUGUAAAGUGAGUCAAGAACGGUUCCAGAAUAAUCAGUACCGGAUCGGAGCCUCAGGCCGUGCGAUAAGGGUAAGUUCGUCAAGCCAUUCGCUACAUCCACAGCUCAGCUCAGCAACAUAUAGUGUACGAUCACAUGUGCUGUAUAUGGUCAACAGAAACAGAUACCAUUUGAGGAAAGGUCAAAGUUUUCAUUGCACUCUAAUGCGAGAAACAAAAAAAUAAACAAAAACCCUCGAAAGGAAACAAAUCCCAAGGCUAAAAUGUCUCGUGGCGAGACAGCAAAACACAAAAACACACAAUUCUUGGAUCAAACACAGAAAAAGAAUGUUCGACGUGUGCAGCGCGGCAGCGAAAGCAAAUGUAUUUAGUCAUUAAAUUAAGCAAAAAAUGUUUAGAUAACCGAACUCCACACCUUCUCGAGAACAUAUGCGCAAAACCAAAAUUGAAAUGCAGGAAAACUAGGUGAAAGAACACGCAUACACACAAGCGCGCGCGCGCGCUUUUUGAGGAAAGGCUGAACUAGCGAGCUAGGGAAAGAAGGAUGAAUAUGACGUACAAAAGACGAUUUAUGGUUUUUGUGUGUUUAAGUUGCACAUCACAGAGUAAAUCGUAACAAGAACGAAAAACAAACCAAAAAAUACCAAAUGCAAAUGCAAGCGUAUUUUAGAGAGGACAACAUCAACAACAACAACAAAAAACGGGUUAAAACGGACAAGCUAGGUAGAAGAGUUUAAUUUUUCUGUUGAACGAUCUUCAUUUUGCGUUUGUUUUUUCAAUUAGGUCGUAAUUUUAAGUCAAACUAAUUGUAUAAUAAAUCACAAAAGGGGCAACACAAAAACUAAAGGUGAAAUUAACGAGUUAUCCACUGCACUGAAAUCUUCAACCAGGAAGAAUGUGAAAGUGAACGUGAGAAAAGAGCAGAUACAAGCAAAAAGGCACACACACAACACACCUGACAGCAGGAAAUGAUGCAACACGGACGUUAUCGCUGAGAGUUGAAAAACAAAACUGUUUCGAACAUGAAAAGCUAGAAUGCAGCGUAAUCGGAUUUCUAUUUUCGGAACAAACACAUAAACAAAGCACACUGUCCCGGAUAGAAGCACGAGAUGCAAAAAUGGCGAUCAAGCGUAAUGUAAAAUUUACAUAAAAGAACGAAUAUGUGGUGACAUAUAUAUUAUGUGUAUAAAAAAAACCGCGAACGCAACAGAAAGCAAAAACAAACCAAACAAAGAAUGUUUUUAAGUUUGUGAGAAAAUGAGAAACGUCUCAAAAUUGCUAUCUAAAUUAUGAUAAAAAUUUAAGACGACAGCAUGCAAAGCGAUGCGCAAAUCCAUUACUGACGAGUUUGGAACGACAAAACGAAGUAUUAGUCGGGGUGGGAAAAUCAAGGAACAAAACAAAACAAACUCUUAACGUAGUCUGAUGCAACCGAAAGCCGGAAAAAUGCUGAAAACAUGGAUAUGAGCAUGCGCGAAAGCAAAACUAGGAGGAAAAAUAAAACGAAACAAUAUUACCUUAAAUUUAAAUAUGGAUACGUCAGAGGCAGUGGUCAAAAAUGUAAAAAAUACACACAAACACACAUACAUUAACACAAACACAAACACACUUAAGAAAUGAAGAGAAAAACGAUACUAAAGCUGUAAGAUAUUUAAGCGACUAAACUAUAGGGUUGCAAAUUUUAGAUGAAACAAGCAAGACCUGCGUUAAGAAAACCCAAAUUUAAUGCAUACUAAAUCUAGGAACAAUGGCGAAGCUGAAGAAAAUUAAAAAAACAAUCUAAAACAAAGAAAAUGUACGCGUAAAACAGAAGAACACGGGUGAAUAAAAUAAAAGACAAAGAAAGAGAGCGAGAGAGAGCAAAAACGAAACCAAACUAAUUGCAAAACUGAACGAACGUGGUUGACGCACAUUAAAAACCGUUUCAAUUCCCCCAAAAAAAGAAACCAACCGCAGCGCCGCUUACCGAUGAGCGCGCCAUGCACUUAAAAGCUAUAAAGCCACCAUGCACAGAGUGCAACACGCUGGCAAAGAUGGUAUCAGAAUCGUAUUGUACGUAUUGUGGGUGGGAACAAGCCAAAAACAUGAAUCCAAGAAAAGGGCUAGACAAACCGUCGCUCGUCUGGCAGGCCAGGCUUCUGCCAUGAUCUUGCCGAGAGAAUGCAAAAAGAAAGCUAGGGAAGAACAUCACAUCAUCUGGCAGCACAGUUCGAGCCGAAUGAAGAUCGGAACGAUGGAAGAAAAAAGGUGAACGAAAAACAUAAAUUACAACAACAUCCAGUGAUGUACGAGGCUAGAACGGAGAAACCAUGCAAAAGCAAACGAACAACAACUUACAAAGUGGUACUAUACAUGUAAUUAUAUACUUACGAAACAAGCAAAAGGAAAAUGAGAAUCGCAACUGCGCGAUAUGCGAGCAGGAACAACUACGAACGGGAGAAAAAAAGGUGAAAACUUAAGAAAAAUUAUAAGACAAAAUCACACUAAUUGAAAAAAAAAUCUACAUUUUGCAUAAACAAGAACACAAAAAAGGAUAUUUAUGCUUAUUAUUUUAUCUCUGUAACAAAGCGUGUCAUUGUCCAUACAUGUUAUUAGAAGUUUCAACUGUUUGGUGUAAUAAAAAUUAAAACUAAUGAAUAAAGAAAAGUAAAAAUUAUUAAUAAACA